GGAGCCGGGGCCCGGCUGCGAGGGAGGAAGGGAGAGGCCGAGGGAGCCGCUCUGGCGAGGCGGGCUCUGAGGAGAUUUGCCGGGCUUCAGCUGGCGGUGGGGAAGGGAGCGAGCGAGAGAGGGAGGGAGGGAGGGAGUGCGUCGCUGUGCGGAUGCGCGCAGGGCACAGAGGGGCGGCGGCUUGUGCCUGUUUCUGCCGGGGGAAGCAUGCUGCUGUUGCCGCUACCGCCGUUGCGGCGACUGCUGCUGCAGCCCUUGCAAGGCCGGCGGGCGGCCUCAGGCAGCUGCGCGCCCCGGACGGCCGGCUGAGCCGCAGCGGCGCGCGAGGGUGGAUCUUGGCAAGCGCGGCUUUCUUCUUUCGGCGGCUGUCGCUGCAGCAGCAGCUGCUGCAGCUCCUUCCCUCCGCCAGCCAGCUAGCCAGUCUCCUGAUGCUUCUGGUCUACUACGCGCCCCUUCCUAGGUAGAAGAAUGAGGGGAUCUCAGCUGGGCAUCCUCGAGGGAGAACCUGCCUAGGCGGCCCGAGGAGACCUUCCGGAGGUGGACAUCGGAGAAGCGACAACCUCUGCCGCCGCAGCGCCCAGCUGUGCGCCUUUUGGAAAACAUCAAAUGCUGGUGCGCAUCAAGGGGAUGGGGAUGUUGAUGGGGAGGUGGGGGAGGAGAGAAACAGGCUCCCUCUUUGCAAGAAAAAAAAAAGUGUGUGUGUUUGUGUGUGUGUUUUUGAACCUCCCAUCAGCUUUCUGAUCAGCAUUUGAGGAGGCGGGCGGAUGAGGCGAGGGGGGGAGGAAACGCCUGCGCUUGGCUGCCUCCCGCUGCAAAAGCUUGUUUUUCUCCGCCUUGCCCGGCAGGCGCUUGCCAAAGAGGGAGCUUCAGGGCUGCCCGGCUCCGAGAUGCAGGUCCAGGAGGUGGGUGUGGCUCCGGCGCUCACUUCCUCGCUUUUUCCCUCCCGAAAUCGCUUGUCGAGCGACGAAUCCUGUCUCCACGGGGGCGUUGAAAUGGUUAGGAUGGUGGAUUCCCUUGCUUUCCAAAUAGUGCCUGCCUCAAACAGCAACGUGCGAAGUUGACGCGCAGUCGAAAAGGUUUGUUGCAGGCGCCCACCCACGUUGCUGCUGUUGUUGUUGCAAGUCGGUGAUCUUAAAUAUAUCAUGCAGUUGCCUUCCCUCCCGACUUUAUUGCGGUUUCUCACAUGGAAGACUAUGUUUCUUUAGCUACACAGCCAACCAGAAUAUCUCUCUCUUGGUGAACUGAGGUGGAUGUCUAGGAGUGAUGUUUGUGACCCUGGUUCACAUACACUUGGAGGAAUUGCUUAUGAAAAUAGGCUUUUAAAAAAUAUGCUCAGCAAUGUGGGUAAGAAUCUACUGCAGUGAUGCGUUCAUGCCUGAAGGUACAGAGAGAGGUGUAUAGCUAAUGUUUAAGCUUGUUCAGCAGAACUUCAAAUCAUCUGUAAUUUACAAGGGGAAACAAUUCUCUUAGCUAGCCACUUACAGAUAAAACAUACUUUGAAAGAAGCAAAUGGACUAUUUUUGGAGUUCUCAUUUUCAGGUUGUUUACGAUUUCCUGAAGAUUUAUUAUAUUAAAAAAUGGGAAGGGAUAUUAGCUUACAGUGCAUCAUAGGCCUUGGACAUAGACUGGACAAAAACAAGGUGCAGCUUUGAGAUUUGAGAAGUGUUGUGUUAAGAGAUAUUCAUUUAAAUAACACCAACUAUGCCCAUGGCACUUUACACAAAACAGAUACGACAGGUCGCUACCUUAGGGGUAGACACUUAAAAUCUAUGAGUAGACACACUUCAGAACAAGAAAGGAAGGAAUUUUAAAAAUAUUCUUCUAACUUUACUGGUAGCAAGGGGCGUAGGAAGGGGGAGGGAUGCAGUUUACUCCGGGUGUCAUCCCUGAGGGGGUGACAAAAUGGCACACCGCGGGGGACAGCACUUACCACAGGGCCUGGCCUGCAGUGUGCCUGAGCCAUGCGUCUCUCCUGGGAGUGACACAGUGGCUUGAGGCCCCACUUUGCCUGAAAUGGCAGCCUGGGGCUUGCGUCUGCCAGGCGGACUCCAUGGUCAACUCGCCGCCCUGCCCCCCUGGGCGGAUCACUCUGGCGUCCCCGUGCAGUGCCUGCCCCCCGUGUGCGGAUCACCGCAGCACCCCUGUGGGCGGCUUGCCCCACCUCCAGCACUCCGGGUGCCAGAGCAGCUAGCUACGCCACGCUCCUGCUGGUAGCAUUUAUUUUGCAUUUAUUUAAGUGGAAGAAGAAAAUAGAGCAAUGGAGAAUAAGAAAUGCCCAAUAGUUAAAAAUGUUUAUCCCUUCUUUCUUUAUCCCAGCUAUUUCAGAACUGGUAAACCCUGUUUGCUGGUUGAUCUAUGCAGCUGUGUGUGUAUGUUUGCUUGCUUGGUAGUUAGGACUUACUCUGUUGUAAAGGUGCAUAAGAACUGCUUUGUUGAUAACACAUGUAAUGUUUAGGCUAGGAUAAUACCUUCUUGUUACCUGAAUUUGAAAACAGGAUGGUAUGAGUUGUUACAUAACCUUUAUCAUGAUAUAUGUUAAUAGAUAAGCAAGGGAAAAGGAACACAAUGGAAGUUAAUUGACAUACAGUUUAGUUCUGAUCUAGUAAAGAGUACAGUGGUACCUCGGGUUACAUACACUUCAGGUUACAUAUGCUUCAGGUUACACACUCCGCUAACCCAGAAAUAGUGCUUCAGGUUAAGAACUUUGCUUCAGGAUGAGAACAGAAAUCGUGCUCCGACGGCGCGGCAGCAGCAGGAGGCCCCAUAGCUAAAGUGGUGCUUCAGGUUAAGAACAGUUUCAGGUUGAGUACGGACCUCCGGAACGAAUUAAGUACUUAAUCCAAGGUACCACUGUACUUAAGUUUCCCCCCCAAAAAAGUAAAAUAAAACAUACAUUUGCUUUCAUUAGUUGUAAAAAUAUGUUAUGACAGUAAAGUUUGAUAUCCAGUUACAGAGUUUGUCAUGAUGGCCUACUAGAAUUAAAAAAGAAAAUAGAUUCUCUGGUACCCUUUGGCAUAGCAUUUAGUUAUUUAAAUUGGACUUCAUUUGAUUUUGACAACCAUUACAUUUUGAGUAAACCUACACAAUUACAUAUGUAUGUUGUGGGUGUUAUUUUUGUACUGCAUUUACUGUGUCUUUGUUACACUAGCUUUUGUAAUGAACAACGAACUUUAAUUUAAAAUGGUAAAUAUCUGACAGCUAAUUGAUUCUGAAACAGUGCUUGAAAUAGUGUGUGUAUAUGCUUGAAAAAACUUUAACAGCCGUUUUGAAGAGGGUCUUCCUAGUGUAAUGCAUGAACAAAUAUUUGCAGCUUUCUAAAUCAAUAUUUGUAGAAAGGAUGACACCAGGUCAGGCUACAAACUGAACUGUCAAAAGUCAUUUAAGGAAGCACACAAAUGUGAACAUAGAAGUCAAAAUGGAAACUUUACCCAACGCUUUGAAUGUGGAAGACUCCCAUAAAGAUGUAGCAAAGAAUUAAGUAUGUUUUUGACAUGGUAAAUUCUAUACCUUCUAUACCCACUUACCUGGGAGUAAGACCCAUUGAAUGCCAUCACUUAUUUCUAAAUAGACUUGUACAGGAUUGCAUCCUCACUUUUGAUUUUGAAGCAUCUCUUGAAGACCUUUUUUUGACAGGCCUCUGUAGCAGAUUAAUAUUUUUUUAUUCGCAUGUCAUUUUAAUGCUUAUCUGUAUUGUUUUUCAGGGUGCUUUAUGUUUUAAUGUUGUACACCGCCCUGUUAUUUUAUGAAAAUGGCAGUAUGGAAUUAUUUUUAUAAAUAAGUAAGUAAAAGCAAUCCCAGUUAGUUUUAACCAUAGUUUGUCUUGAUGAUCCCAGUUACGGUCCAAAAUACAGCGAAACAACAUUUUAAUUUGCUGGGUGGCAUAUAAACACCAGUGGGUGCUUUAUAAAGUGGCGGGAGAGAGACAAAUUAAGCACCUUUCACAGACAGGCUAAAGAGGCCAGAGAAUAACCCUCACUGUGGUUUGCUUGGUGCAUAUGGGUUGCUUAAACAUUUGAAACUUUGAUUUCACACCCUGGUCUGAAGUCUGGUCAAUACUUAACCAUGACUUAGGGAUUAAUAAAUAACUAUAUUAUGUUUUAAAUGUAUUUCUUUCACUGGUUUUAAUGUCUCUAUACAGUGGUACCUUGCUUUAAGAACAGCUUAGUUUAUGAACAACUUGGAUUAAGAACGCUGCAAACCCGGAAGUAGCUGUUUCGGUUUGUGAACUUUGCCUUGGAAGCAGAACAUGUUUCACUUCCUGUUGAGUGUGUUCCAUUUGUAAAUUGAGUCCCCCGCUGCUAUGGGAAAGCACGCCUUGGUUUAAGAACGGACUUCCGGAAAGGAUUAAGUUCGUAAACCAAGGUACCACCGUAUGGGGUUUGUUUGCUUGCUUUUAAGUCCUAUUGAGUUGCCUAGGGCAAGAUAAAUUGACCAAAAAAAUUAAUAAAUAACAAUAAUAAAAGGACUAGGAAAGAGAGAGUAGGAAGAAGAAGAGUAAGAAGGAGGGUGGAAAAAGAUCUAAUCUCAAAAGAUCUGUGAUUUUAAACUUGUUCAUUUAUGCUUAGGGGUGAGCAGUGUGGUGGUCAGGUUUGUACGUGACACCAGAUUAGUGUGGGUAGUGAAAACCAAGCAGAUUGUGCAGUUUCAGAAGGAGCUUGGCAAACUAACUGAGUGGGCGUAUAGAGUGCAGUGUAAAUAAGAAUAAUGUAAUGCAUGUGUGUGCUGCAUAAACCUAACUUCACAUAUACAUUGAAAGGUCUGAAACCGAUGGUGACUUGUCAGGAAAGAGAGCUUGGGAUUGUGGAGGAUAGCUCAUUGAAAUCAUUGACCUAGUGUGUGGCAGGUUUGUGAGAGUGAUUAGGAAAGGGAUCAAAUAGAAAAACUACCAGUCAGUAUGGCACUCCCCUUAAAUCUCUGGUCUGGCUACACUUGAGAUGCUGUGUUUAGUUUUGGUUUGCCCAUCUCAAAAACAGGAACAGAAAAGGGUACCCAGGAUGAAUCAGGGGCACUUUGACUAUGAGGUAAGGUUGCAGUGGCUGGGUUUUUUUAGUUGAGAAAAAUGUGACUGGGGGAAGAACCUAAUAGUUAUUUUAAACUUGUGUAGUGUGUGGGGAAGGGGCAUUGAGAAGGUUCUCUCUCACGCAAUAGUAGGACUCAGAUUCAACCGAUGAAACUGAUUGGCAGAAAAUUCAGGGCAGACGAAAGGAAGCAGUUCUUGGAUGGCUUUAAAAUACCUUGGACACAUUUGUAGAGGGUGGGUCUGUCAGUGGCUCUUAGUCAUGGUGGCAAUAGGGGAUUUCCAGGUUCAUAGGCAGUAUCGGCACCAGUUACUGGGGAGCAAUAACGCUUACUGCCUUGUGAGUGUCUCAACACCACUGUUGGGAAAAGAAUGCUAGACUCCGUGAAUUGAUCCAAAAGGGCUGCUCUCACAGUCUUAGGCGGCAGCUUUGAUCAUGCCAUAUAUUCUUAUUCUAAAAGCUGCUUGAAUACUUUAUGUAGUAGAAGUGCUCGACCUAGAAGGUACUUAACAAAUAAUUGAAAGCUAAUUAAACCUUUUUUUAAAAAAAAGGGACAAUGCAGUGUGGUUUAAGGCAGUGAUUGAAUGCAUUGCCAUUAGUGAUACCAUUCUUUUCUUCUUAUGUUGAAUUUUGUCCCAUUCUUAUCUGUUUGGCAGCCAAAUAGGGCUGUCUAGAUACAAAGUACAGUAAUGGCUUCUGUGUGCUCAAGGAACUUUCUAGAUAUGCUGAGCAAAAAGAAUAAUAGCUUGUAUAUAAAAAUAAAGAGAAUAUCCUGUUCAAACCCAUGGCCCCUUACACCUGACUUAAAGCUAAGACAUAUGUUCAGCAUAAGGUUAAUCUGCUGGGGUGGCUAAUCUUUGGCCUUCCAGACAUUGUUUGCUUAUAACUUCCAUUGGUUGUUCUAACUGGGGUUGAGAGGAUCCAUUCCUACUAGGUACUUAGCUUAAUGCCUCUUGAAAUCAGUUAACAUUUGGAUUUUCUACCACAAGAUGUGAUGUUUACCAACUUGGACAGCUUUAAAAGGGGACUAGACAUAUGUAUGGAUGAUAAAGCUAUUGGUGGCUACAUAAUUAUAUAUUAACUCCAAUAUGUGUAUUGUUUUACCCCCCCAAUACAGUUUUAGCUUUUGUGGUGAUAAUUGAAGCAAGCAGCGAUAGGUUUAUCUGUACCAAAAACCACUUCAGAUCUGCCCAUCCUUGACUCAUUAGACAACAAUGUUUUGAUGUUUUUAAAGCAGUGCCAUUUAAUUUUUGUAAUCACUGACAUUCUGCUUCUGUCCCACACAUCAUCUGUUGUAUUUUAUGUUUGUGUUGCAAUCUUCAAAAAUGGUAGUAUGGUGGGCAAACUAAUAUCCUGGUUUGUUUUUCUUGAAAUGAAUUCACCUCAUACAUUUGAAGCGCAUUCCCUCACCCUGGGAAGCGUAGUUUGUUAAGGGUGCUGGGGAUUGCAGCUUUGUGAGGAGUAAACUGCCAUUCCCAGCGGCCCAUGUUGAGAUUGUAAUGAAGGACUGACUUCCCACAUGGCCAUCAUAAGAGGGUCAUUGCAUGAGCCUCCAUGCUGUCAUCAUACGAGAGUCUACCUCCAUGCUUGUGCAAUGUCCUUUGAUGACAUGUGGAAGUAGUGUAGAGUUGCUAUCCCCAAACUUGGCCCUCCAGCUGUUUUGGGACUACAACUCCCAACAUCCCUAGGUAACAGGACCAGUGGUCAGGGAUGAUGCGAAUUUUAGUCCCAAAACAGCUGGAGGGCCGAGUUUGGGGAUGCCUGUGCUAUGCAAUGCCAGCAUUCGUGAGAAUAAGCUACUCUAGACGCUUCUGCUGCAGUGUAGAGCUAUGGUGGUGCUUUCAAAUGGUCCCUGCGUGGUGAGCGUGAGGCGUACACUGUCACCAAGUCCUUGGUUUGUACUUACUUGUUUCUGGCUUAUCCUGAUGGAAAACUGGGCCAAGAUGGAUUUCUGCCAAACAAGCUGCAUUGCAACAGCAAUGUGUGGUGCAAGGAACAGCAAGAUCAAGUUGUGUCUGUCCUUUACAAUAAUUGCCUUCAUGGACGGAAUAAGCUGAACAAAACAGCAUUCUCCCUCUUGGGACCCAAUUAAUGCCAAAAUAGGCCCUGUGUAUUCCCUGCAUGUGCUGGUAAAGUUGCCCUAACAAACACAAAAGUGAUUGGAUGCUACUGUGUACCAACCAACCUUAUCUCUGAAGGUGUUGGGUUGCAGAUGCCAAAUGCAGCUGGAGAAUCAUAUGGGAGAAAACCAGAUUUUAGAUAUCCUGGCCAUUUACCACUUAGUUCUUUAGAAUGUGCAUUUGCAACUGACGAUGACCUGGAAACAAGUGUUGCUAGAAUUUAGGAGCUCCAGAGGUCAAUCUAGCCACCAGCUGACAUUUAUGAUGCUUUUUUAAAAUGUAGCUUCAAGAAGACUGGGAUCUAGUAAUUUAAUGUGGCCAACUCAUCCAGGAAGGGGCGCAACAGCGCUAAGCCCAGGCUUGUGGUUUGUUGCUCCUGGUUUCAGAGACAGGAGUGUGCAUUAUUAGCAUUUUGCACAUAUAAAGUGCAUGCCUUCUCAUAAAGAGUGCAGGGAACUGUAGUUUGUUAAGAGUAUUGAGAAUUGUAAUGUGAGGGGAAAGCUACAGUUACCAUGAUUUUUUGGGGGGGCGAGGUGGGUCAUGUGCUUUAAAUGUAUGGUGUGGGUCUUCCCACAGUAAGACUUAAAAACCACCGUCUGUUGUAACGUGCGAACCAGUUCCAUGCAUAGAUGGCAUGCCUUCUGAUAGGAUGUAGUGCAGAUAGGAAUGCAUAUAGCCUGCAGACUGAGACCACUUGCAUGUUGCUGUUACUCACACAUUACUAGUCGCGCAUAACACUUCAUUCGGUACGGCUAUCUCUGGCUCAAAGCCAAUGUGAUUUAAGUUGGAAAUGCUGGCAUCUAUUGUUGGCAGCUGCUUGCUUGAUGCUUCAUUACUGUGGGCAGUUUUUAAAGUGCUUUCUGUAGUUGAAAUGAAUCAUACUAAUGGCUUGAGUGCCUGGAAGCUAAAGUACUAGCUACUGUACAAAUGCGAAUCGGGCCCCCUUUUCCAUUACUCUCCUUGGCUGCUGAUUUCAGAAGUGCAGAUGAUUAAAGUGAGUGUGAUCAUUACAGCUUCUUGAGAACUAAAACAUUAACUUACUAGAGUCGCAUCUUGCAAGCUUCUCUUUGAAAUCCCAUGGGCUAGGGGCAAAAGCACAUUGGAAAUAUUUUUUUCUUACUAUUUUCAAAAGCUGAGGUUUUAAAAGCAUAACAAGAAAAACGCCCCUUCCUUUUCAACUAUUAAAUAGCUUACUGUAUGUGAUAUGUGAGUUUUUGUCUGUUUCUGGGGGGAAAUUUUGGGGAUGUGUCUAGGCAAUGAAUACAUCACUCUGACACUGCUUGGUGGCCAGUGACUACAUGCUUGCUGGUGAGUUCAAUGAAGAAAGACUGGUGAUGAGUCAAAUGGAGUUCAUUUAACUGGUCAAUAAAGUUGUUCCUGCUGUAGGAAACAAGGUUAGUCUACAAUGCUAUCUGUUGUGGAAUUCAAUUGUACUUUGAUUAAUCUGGAAGGUAACCAAGGCCUUGUUUACAUGCUGAAGAUAGAGACUCGUGGUCUGCAAGGUGCUGUCGCUACAAGGAACUCAAAGAAUUAUGUGAUAUCCAUUUGUUAUAACAGGUGGCAAAGGGGCAAGUUUUUUUCAAGGCCUUCUCUUUAUUCUACAUGAAUUCCAGAUUUAUGGAAUUCCCAUGUGCUAGAAAGAUAGUAGGUGCUGCAGGCCGAGGGCAUUUGUGACUACCAGACAGCUGAUGGAUUUUAAUAAAUGUGGCAGUACGUGGGGAGUCUCUUCCUACAUGCAUUAUAAAAUUAAGUUCCUCACUUACGAUUAUGUAAUAAGAAAUGAGUGCUGCUCUUCUGGUUUAUGUUGAAUCUCCUUAAUUAACUGAUCCUUUGCCAGUUUGAUUUAUAAUAUUUACUUGAAUCAUGGAAUUGCAUACAAAUCCUCAUAAGUUGAAAUGCCCCCUGGAUUUUGCUUUGGAAGUUUACCUGUGUAUUCCUUCUGCUCAUGAAAAAUGUGUCUUUUGGACUGAUAACAGAAUAAUUUAUGGGAUCCAUAGGAUCAGUGGACUGAAAGGAGUGCACAGGGACCUAACGGACAGUAAACUUAACCACGGCGUAGAUGUUUGGAAACGAGUUGCAUUGAUCAAGGGGCUCUGCUUCUCCCUUCUCUCUUCCAUCAUGCACAUAAAGAGGAGAGUGAACAUAUCACCUUUCACUUUAUAACAAAGUAAAGGUCCCUGUUAUGGGCAAACUUGGUGAACCAUGGUGUGUUAUAAUUGGUUAGUUAAAACCUGGAACAAACUAUGGUUUGAUAUCCUGGUGAGAUUGGCAGGGAUAGGGAACCUAUGGCCUUCCGUAUAUUGCUGGACUACAAUUCCCAUCAUCCCUAACCAUUGGCCAAGCUAGAUGGGGCUGAAGGGAACUGUAAUCCAGCAGCAGGCUCACCACCCCGAUUUCGUGUGAAAACAGAAGCUUGUAACCUUCCUUGUGCAUGAAAGAGAAAGAGGGAAGGGGAUUGCUUGUGGUCUGAAAAAAGUUAAUUCCUGUGUUUCCAACUAAUAUAAGGAACAAACUCCUAGAUGUGGGAGCAUAUGCAGCAUGCAUAAAAUCAUGCUUUCUCUAAUGAAUGAUUAAUUGUUUUAGAUAGAAUAGCUGCUACUGUACUUCUAUACUCAAAAACCUCUAAGGGGAUUAGAAUCUCAAAUUUACAUAUACUGUAAUAUGUAUUAGAAGAGUGAAAAAUUAUUCCCUUUUAUCAUUGUGGAAUCGUUUUGAUUGUGAAUAUAUCAUGAUGGUUAAGUGACUACCAGAAGUAACCAAUGCAUAUUAAAUAAUAUUGAGGGUGCACUCAUGGAACAGAAGGAAAAUAAUUGCCGGAAGCCUCCGAUUAGUACAGUGAUUCUGCAUGAACUCAGAAAAUGAAAACUGAAUGUUGAUGUAGAGAUCUUGAAUUUUCUCAAGUUGCGCAUAUAUAUAUAUAUAUAUAUAUAUAUAUAUGUUUUACCCUUCAUGCUGUGCAUUAGUACACUGUGCGCAGUGUGUUGGAAUUAAAGUUGCUAUAGAAACCUUAACUUUGGCUUUAUAAUGUGGAUAAUCUGUGGAGGGUUUAGCUGCCUGCCUCUGUACAAAAAAUAGCAUUCUCUGCAUUGCUAAGUUACCGUAGUAGUUGUUUCCAGGUUCUCUUCCCCCUCUUUUUUGGCACGCAUAAUAAUACAUUGCAACAUAUGGUGACUACCUUUUUUGACUCCCACCCCCCCCGGCUUUUUCUCAAAUGUUUUUAAAUUAGUUUUCAAGCAUCCGUAAUUUUGAAGACUACAAUGGCUAAAACGUAUGUUUGACCUGAAAAAUAGCUCUCUUCUGUUUUCUGUCCACAUUAAUGGCAUUUACAAGUCAUGCAGUGAUGCAUCUCCUCUUAAAAGGUUUUCUUCCCCAUCCAUCAUAUAUGUGCUUACUCAGAAGUAAGUUUUGCUGAGUUCAGUAGGGGUUUGUUGCAAGCAAAUACCAUUUAAAUCAGGGGUCAGCAACCUUUUUCAGCCUUGGGCCGGUCUACCAUCCCUCAGACCAUGUGGUGGGCUGGAUUAUAUUUUGAAGAAAGAAAAUGAACGAAUUCCUAUUCCCCACAAAUAACCCAGAGAUGCAUUUUAGAUAAAAGCACACAUUCUACUCAUGUAAAAACAUGCUGAUUCCCGGACCGUCCACGGGCCAAAUUGAGAAGGCGAUUGGGUCGCAUCCGGCACCCAGGCCUUAGGUUGCCUACCCCAGAUUUAAAUCCUAGCAUCAUGGGCAAAAAUUCCACUGAGUACAGGGGAUCAAAUCUUGUUUUAAGAAAAUGAGUUACCGUCUUUUUCGCUCUAUAAGACGCACCAGACCAUAAGACGCACCUAGUUUUUGGAGGAGGAAAACAAGAAAAAAAAUAUUCUGACUCUCAGAAGCCAGAACAACAAGAGGGAUUGCUGUGCAGCGAAAGCAGUGAUCCCUCUUGCUGUUCUGGCUUCUGGGAUAGCUGUGCAGCCUGCAUUCGCUCCAUAAGACGCACUCACAUUUCCCCUUACUUUUUAGGAGGGAAAAAGUGAGUCUUAUAGAGCAAAAAAUACGGUAUUAGAUAUAUUAGGGUUUUCCUUGCAGCAGAAUCCUGUACUUAUUUUUGACAGUACGUAAUCUGGGAUGUCCACAUUCUUAGCCAUCCUUUGUGUGUGGGAGAAACAUGACAGAGGUGACUUGAAAGGGACUCUUACACCCACUGGAUCCAGUGAACUUUUUAGAAACAUUUACAUCCUUUAUGUUUUACUUUCUUUAACGUUAAAACCAUCAUGUGGACUUGCAGUGGAUCCACAAGAGGGUGCUGCUCAGUCUCUUAAACUGACUAGAAGGCUACAAAACCAGUCUUGGAAAUACUUGCUGCCUGCAUCUUAUUAGUUUCGUAUUAGUAUCUUAUGAGUUUCUAUUUCAAUAGCGCACCCCUUCUUUUCCGGCUUGUGUGUGUAUAAUAAACAUAAUGUGCAAAUGUGUUUUUAAAACAACAUUACAGUAGGUCUGAGGUCAAUCAGUGAAGAUAACAGCAGGAUUUUUUUCUUUACUCAUUUACAUGCAGAUUUAAAAAGUGUUUCCGAAACCUUUAAUACUUGGUUCCACUUUUUAAAGCUAUCUUUCUUUCUUCCCUACUUACUAUUUCAAUUUAUUGAGCCAGAAUGCUUGGUGAAUCGCCGCGUUGCGCCUGUUUAGCGCAGUGCGCGGGGGACUCACCGAGUGGGCGGCUCAGUUUGGGGGCAGCUCGUGGGGCAGUAAAACGGGCUUCGUGGGCCGCACGUUGCCGACCCCUGCUCAAAACUGUAUAGUCAUCACCCUGAACCACAUUAGUUCUAAAGAGUAUGCAGGGAACCUUGUCAAUCAUGCAGCAGUGGUAUGCUGUUGAGGAAAAGCUGUCUCUAGGUUGAAUACAGCAAAGAGGUUGAGAAUCCUGGCCUGUUUUGGCACAAAAGCAGUUCUUGGUUAUCUCUUGAUUCUGAAGUAAAUGUUGACCAGUUAGUUUCAGUGGUAGUAAUACAGCAAUUGUGGAAAGUGAUGUGUAUUUUAUUAUAUCUAUCUUAAAAGUUCGGUAGUCAUCCCUUUGAAUCCUACUUGUUAUUUUCAGAGAGUGGACUAGGAAAUAAAAAAAAGAAGUGGGGAAAGAAAAGAGUAACACGAGAUAUUGUAAACUUAAUUUAUGGUUGCAGGGACAUUACUAAUGCCUUCUCCAAACGGUCUCCUCCCACUUUUGAUUAUUGUUUCUUUUUCUUAAGAGCACAUGGGAGUGAUCUGACUUCCUUCCAGUGAAUCUUUGAAGGUACAGUGGUGCCUCGCAAGACGAAAUUAAUUCGUUCCGCGAGCUUUUUUGUCUUGCGUUUUUUUUCGUCUUGCGAAGCACGGUGUCGGAAAAGUUUUGGAAAACCUUAAAAAAUCACCAAAGUCUUCAAAAACCUCAAAAAAGGCUACCACACCGCGUGCUAUGAGUUGCUCCUCGAAGUCAAGUCGCAACUGUAUUAACGGUUUUAAGAAAAAAGAAACAAACUUGCAAGACGUUUCCGUCUUGCGAAGCAAGCCCAUAGGGAAAACCGUCUUGCGAAGCAACUCAAAAAACAAAAAACCCUUUCGUUUUGCGAGUUUUCCGUCUUGCGAGGCAUUCGUCUUGCGAGGUACCACUGUAUACUUAAUGCUUUUGUUUAUUAGAAUAGUUCUCCAGUUUUGAAGAGCUUAGCCCUUUUAGGACAUUAUUUUUAUUCUACAGAGAGUUCUAAUGGGACUGUAUUAUUUUUCUAAAUUGGUUUUUAUUUAUUUUACCCACUUUUCAGAUUAAUCUUCAAAACAACUAAAAAUAAAGGCACUACAGUCAUAUCUCGGGUUGAAGUAGCUUCGGGUUGAGCAUUUUUGGGUUGCGCUCCGCAGCUACCUGGAAGUAACGGAACGCGAUACUUCUGGGUUUCGCCACAUGCGCAGACGCUCAAAAUGACAUCAUGCGCGGAAGCGGCGAAUCGCGACCCGUGCAUGCUCAGAUGCGGGUUGUGUUCGCUUCAGGAUGCAAACGGGGCUCCGGAACGGAUCCCGUCCGCAUCCAGAGGUACCACUGUAUAAUAAUUAAAAACACAGUACAUAGUAUAAUUGGGAGUGAGUGGUGCUGUGGUCUAAACCACUGAGCCUUUUUGGCUUGCUGACCAGAAGGUCUGCAGUUCGAAUCUGUACGAUGGUGUAAGCUCCUGUUGCUCUGUCCCAGCUUCUGCCAACUUAGCAGUUUGAAAGCACACCAGUGCAAGUAGAUAAAUAGGUACCACCGUGGCAGGAAGGUAAAUGGUGUUUCCGUGUGCUCUGGCUUCCAUCGCACCAGAAGCAGUUUAUGUGAACAAAUGCCAGCUCCCUCAGCCUGAAGCGAGAUGAGCGCCGCAAUCCCAUAGUCACCUUUGACUGAAGUUAACCAUCCAGGGGUCCUUUACCUUCUACCUUUUUAUACACAGCAUAAGAAUAUUGAGGAGAGUAUUGGAAUAUCCACUGUUAUAAUCAUACUGGCUACUAUUCUAAGUGAAAUUUAAGAAAUAUAUAUUAUGUGGUCUACAAUAAAAAUAGAAGGCUCAAUUAUAAAAUGCUUUCUGGAAUUGUUUUUUUUUUUAAAGCAAUGUAGUGAUUGUAUUGGACAACCUUGGUUUGGCUGGUUCCAGGACCACGCAAAUGGCAUCAAGGGCCAAAUGCAGCCUUGGGGUUGUGUGUUGGACCCCUGUGAUUUAGACAGACUGCAGAUAAUUUGCACUAACAGUGCUAUGUGGGAAAACGGUGCACACUCUGUGAAACGAAGAUGCAAAAUGCCAGAUCUAUUUUCUACCACAAGUGAACCCUCCUCAAAUUUAUGUUUUGUUUUAGUUCAGAUGGCUUGAAUGUUCUGUCUUUGUGUGUGUCUGUUUCUUUCUUUCUGAGCAUUAAAACAACUACAACAGAAGCAAAGAAACAGCACUCAGGUUGUUCAUCCUUUCCAGGUUUCUUGUCUUUUGUGGAUAUAUGGACAGAGAUGUUUAACCUGUUGGUAGAACUGCAGCACAGUGCAUUAAAAUAAUUGCAGUUAGAUGGUGAAUGAAUUCUUUGUGAAGUGGUUUUAAAGACAGUUCACUAACGUUGAUGUCAGACUUCUGUUUUUAUUUGACACAUAUAUGCACACACAUAAAAUCCCAUGUGCAACUUAUGUUUCCCUAUUUGUGUUUCUAUUUUAAGGAACCUUGUGUUCCCCAUGCAGUGAAUUGAACCAUGACUAUUGUUUUUCUUUUCUUCUGUUUUUGGUACAAUAAGCUUUGUCAUAUGACAGUGCUUUCACUGGUUUAAUUCACCAUGCUGUGGGACUAUGCACUGUAACUCUUAAAAAAACACACGAAGCAGCAGCAGCAGCAAAUCAGGUGUUGUCGACAUGUUAAUUUCUGAGCUUCCUCUUUUCCCCUUCCUCAGUGAUAACUGCAUGGAUCGUGUGUGAACAUGAGACACUAACUGGAAGUUCAGAAGCUCAGCCACUUCACCUUACACUUUUUACUAUUUGUUUACAAUGGAGAUCAAGGAAGAGAAAAAAGAACGAAGACAAGGCUAUUUUGCCCGGUAAGCUACUUGCUGCUCUUUCCGUUGUUUCAAAAUGCAACUGUGGACUUUCCCCUCUGUCGGUUGUAACGUUUUAAUCUAGGGCAAAUACUCUGACGGCAUUUUUCUGCUUGCUAUGUGAGUUACGCUUUGCUUUCUUUUUCUUUGUUGUCUCUGAGUAUCCACACUUCUGUGACACGUACAGGUUGGAGCCCCCAGAGUGCAACUAAUUUCGAACCGCUUUGAAUCUUUUUAUUUUAUUGCUACAGUAUGUUGAACCUGGACAUUAAGGAUCUGCUUCCUGUCUAACCUGUUUAACCCUGGUGGAAUCAAGCUGCAAGUCACAAGUCUUUUCCACCAAGAAUGUAGUGCAAGGGUGGGGAAUCUGUGGCCUUCCAGAGGUUGCUAGAUUACUACUCCCAUCAUCCCUGGCUGGAGCUGAUGGGACUUGUAGUACCACAACAUCUGAAAGCCUGGAGGUCCUUAACUCCUAAUGCUGUACGGAAGGUUUUUGAGUACAGCACACGUCAGUGUUCAUAAAAGAAAGAAUAAUAACUUGAAACAGAAAUGACUAACAACUCUGGUAUUUCAUGCACCUCUGCAGACUACUAAAAUAAAAUAUCGAGGAAUUAUAAUUAGUAAUUAGACUUAGUUACCUGCAGCUUAUUGGCUACUAUCCAGUGCAUCGGUACUUGGGAAUAAGUUACAUUGCAGUCAAUGUAGUUUUCUUAGUAAAUAUGCUUAGGAUUGUGCUACACGUGUGGAAGGCAACAUUUCAUUAUUAUUAUUUUUACCAGUGUAUAUAAAAAUAAAUAUUUUUAUUAACUUUAACACAGGUUUGUUAUACUUGAGCCAUGGCUUUUGAAUUUUACUUCCCAUCAAAGCCUAAAGUCUUUUGUUAGGAAGUUGACCUUCAUUUUAAAUAAUAGGUAUAUUUAACUUGCUAUGGUCAAAUUAUACAGCUUUCUUGGUUGAAAAAUGAGAGUGGGGGGGAAUCUGUUUUUGUUCCUUUAAACAUACAGUUUUGUUUUUGUUUUAAAUCUGCUGUAGCAUCAGCAAAAAGCUGCUGUGGUGGUUCUGUGCCAUCUCUGCUCUUAUUCUGUGUUUAUUGUAGGUGAAUUAUAAACACACUCCUCGAUGUAACAAAACCAGAUCGCCACGGUGGAAUGUAAACUGUAGUUAAAGUGCAGUAGAUCUUUUAAGGAUUAUUUAACUGUGCAAACGUGCUGUUAUGACACCUUUUUGGAAGAAAAAGAAGUGCAUCUCAAGGUCACGAAAUAAUUUGUGAAUUGAAAGGCAGAAAAGCUGUUUUUCUAGGGUUGUCCCCCCCCUCCCCCAAUUUUUUUAAAAAAUACCCAUAGAUGUGAUCAAAUGCUGUGAACUGGGAAACACUCAUUCUGAAGAAACCAUAUUCCUAGAGAAAUUUUUAGCAAGCUGCCAGUGAUAGACACUCUAUAAAAGGUGAGCAAACUCAGACUUAGGGGCCCAAACACUCCUACAGGCCUCUCUGGCCAAUCCUCUCCCAGGCCAUCCCUUUCAACACCCUGCUUCAUAAUAAUACUGAUUUGUGUGGUGCAAUAAGGCAAGGCACUAGGGUGAAACUAGCGUCUCCACUCCCAUUGUUAAGUCCAGACACUGAGGUCCAUCUCUGAGGGCCUUCUGGCGGUUUCCUCACUGCAAGAAGUGAACCUACAGGGAGCCAGGCAGAGGGCCUUCUCGGUGGUGGCACCCUCCCGUCAGAUGUCAAGGAAAUAAUUUAUCUGACAUUUAGAAGACAUCUGAAGGCAGCCCUAUUUAGGGAAGUUUUUGAUGUUUGAUGUUUUAUCGCUUUUUUGUUAUUGUUAUUAGUAUUCUGUUGGGAGCCGCCCAGAAUGGCUGGGGAAACCCAGCCAGAUGGGUGGGGUAUAAAUAAAAUUUAUUUAUUUAUUUAUUUAGAAAACAGCCAGCCAGUUUUGGUGUGUUGAGUGCUUAAUAUUGCUGUGGGGCAACUCUGAGCAGGUUUGGUUAUUAUUGGCUCAGUCAGCAUGGUGAGCCUAAUCUUGUCACGAUCCUGUAAUCCUGGGAAGGCAGAACAAGUGGCGAUGCCCAGCACCGAAUGUGGCUUGCCAUGUUUUUGUUUGUUUUAUUUAAUAAAUUUACAUCCUAACCUUUCUCCCAGGGAGUCCAGGAUAGCAAACACAAUAGUGUUGAAAUAAUAUAAUUAAAGUAAAAUAAAAACAUCUAAAACUAAUCACAGCUGAUAAUUUCAAAUUCCACAAACUGGGAACUGCCACCAAAUAGACCCUUAUAGUCGAGAGUUGCUGUGCAGUACAUUUUGUGAAUAAACAAUCCCCUUGGCCAAAUCAGCAGCAAUUUCCUUUCUCUCUGUGGCUCACUGCACCCCCCCCCCCCCCGUCCUUUGUUUAGGUGAGUUGUAUUAGUUUCAGACCUCUAAGCUAGUUUCAGACUUAUUUUUAUGCCUCAAUGACAGAUUUUUUUGCUCCCUGCUCAUGGAAGCUGUUUCCUAUUUUGGAAAUCUUGAUUUCAAAACAAAUAGUUUUUUAAAAAAAAUAUGAAGUGUGCAUGGAAAGCUGCCCAAUAACACAGCACACUUCCCUACACAAAAGCACAACCAAAAUAUUUGAUUCCUACCAUUUCCUGUAACAACCUUAGGCAUGGCUCAGAAAAAGUCACCAGUCAGUACAAGCGCACCACAUAUUUUGAUGUGAAAAAUGUACCCACAGAUCUGCUCUGGGUCUAAAAUGCAUUAUUAUGUGUUUCUUGUGUUUGAGAAUAUAUCUUUUGACAUUAUAUGCACCUCAUUUUUAAUUUAAAAAUAUGGAAUCAUUUUUUGUUUAAAAACAGAGUAUCUUUUCUAGACAAACAGAACCCUUCUCUCUCUGGAAUGUUUUCAUUAUUGCCCCCGCAAGGUAUUUGUGUGCUUUAGUUUUGUUCAUAAUUGGGUGUCCUCUCCCUUUCCCCUGUUUUCUUUUUUGCCUUUGCUGUAGACUGAAAUAAUAAUUGGUUUUGUAAGCACAAUGUCUGCAUACUGUAAAUAGUUUUAUCUGCCAGACACUCUUGUUUUUCCCCUCCUGUUGAAAUUUCAGAUCACGGUUAAAACUGUGGGAUAAUUGAUCUGUUUCGAAAGAGCCUGUGGCAAGGAUUCUGAGGCUGUGGCCUAGUCUAGUGAGCAAGCAAGGACAAUGUGUAUACUCAGAACUGUUGUCAUGUGGGGUGUGUGUGUGUGUGUGUGUGUGUGUUGUAGGCCGUUAACCCAGACUCUAGCUCACUGCAGGAUAUUCAGAGAUAGAGGUCACAACCAAGAGAUAGCAGUCCAGCUUCUGCUUUAAGAUCUCCAGCAAGGGAGAGCCUCCCACCCUUACUGAAUUAUUGGUUCCAUUGUCAAGUUACUCUUAGCACCGAGAAGUUUCUUCUAAUGCUCAGUCAAAAUCUCUGCUCUUCUGUAACUUAGAUCUAGCUGUGUUCGGAGGCAGUAGAUAACAAGAAUUAUUUGCCCUCUUCUGUGUUCCUCAGGUAUUUGAAGACUGCUGUCAAGUCCCCCCUCAGUCUUCUCUUAUCCAGGCUAAGCAUGCCCAGUUCCUGCAACCUUUCCUUCUUCAUUUUCAUACCCCUGACCAUCUUAGUUGCCCUCCUUUGAACUUGUUCCAGUUUGUAUUUCCUUCUUAAAGUGUGGCAUUUAGAACUGCAAAUUGUUCUACGAAUGAAUAAAGGGAAAUAAAGGGGAACUAUUACUUCUCCUGACUUAGAAACUAUAGACUAUCCAAUGAAGUUGUCCCAUUAGUACAAGGACUUCAACUUGCGCAGAGGAACUUCUCCUCCUCAUCCCCAGCGCCUCCCUCCCCUCCACGCCAAAUCUGCUCUGAGUUUUGUAAGGAAAAGUGGGGCAGAUCCCAAAAGCUAAACCACAACAAUGAUUAUUCCAAUUGCUCCCUUUGAGUUCAGUAAACAAAUAACAGGAUAAUCUCUACUAGGUACUUGAAAUAAACAGUUUCAUAAAUGGGAGGGAAACCCUGUCUGUUUUGUCUGUGCUCUCUUUCUGUGUAGCUUUAGCCUCUGAUAGUGUUGAUUUUCUCUUGUAGGGGAAAGCCAGUUUCUUGGUAGAAAUGUUGUGUUAAAAUGAAAGGGAAAGAAAAAAAACAUUUUGAAAACAUGUUGCAUAGCAAGGAUCCACUGGCUCUGGCCUUCAAAAGCAGGAUGCUAAGCAUAUGGUUUAAAAACAUUUGUUCCUUUUGUGUGUGCAUGAAACGGGUUUGACUUACCUGUUCUCAUUCUGCAAGGUGCCCUGUUUUGGGACAAGGGAUUUCAGUGACUCGUUCACCAUGGACGAGAAUACAGCAGUUCCUCUGUCUCGCAAGACGAAAUUGGUCUGCUCCACGGCUCUGCCCACCCUUUCGUCUGGCAAGUUGACGAAACUCCAUAGAAUGCAUUGAAACCACCAAUGCUUCCAUGGUCGUGUCCAGUCAGUUAAAUAUACAACAAGAGUUUCUAUUAAGUGCUUCUGUCACACAUACCGCAAGAGUUACUCAAACUGAAGGAACACACCAAGUUUCUAAACAUUGACAGAACAUUUGCAUCAACAAAGUACAGCAACAUUUUCAGACUGGGGGACAACUUCAAGAAUGUUCCUUCCUCUGUAUCUAAGUUGUCACCUCUCACCAAAUGUCACCCACACAGUAAACCAGAAUUUUUAAAAAACAAAACAGAAAAAAACAGCUCCAGACUUGCACUCCUCAAACAGUCCUGAAAUUCCAAACACUCAACUCCAAAUCCAAACUCCUCAAAAGCUUAGUUUAACUUCACAAUGUCGUGCAAACCAGCUCUUAAACACCAGUCUCAAAACCUCAAAAAGGCACAGGCGCCGCUGCCCCAGCCGCAACGGAUUAACGGUGCCAAGAAAAGGAAACAACCUGCAAGACUGCUUUGCCUUUUCGUCCAGCGGGGCAAAGUCUCAUCAGGGAAAACCGGCCUGCGAGCUCAGCUCAAAAAAUCCAAUGGCCCAGCGAGCCUGGCGAGUGGCUCACUCGCGCGGCCCCACUGUAGCCAGCUACCAAGGUGUCCUGCCCUCCCUCUGCUACUUCCUAAUAAAUUUUAUAGAACACCUGGCAUAUUUGGAGGCUAGCUUUUGCACUUUUUGCAAAGUAAAAACCACUUUACAACGUUUUGUUGUCACCAGGUUGAAUAACCUAGGAAGGAGUUAUACCUAUUUGGAGCAUAGGAGCCUACCUUAAACUGAGUCAGACAUACAUCCGUCUAGCUCAGCAAUUACUGGCAGUGGCUCUCCAACUCUUCAGACAGGGCCUUUACCCAGCCCUAUUUGGAGAUGACAAGGAUUGAGCCUGAGACCAUCUGCAUGGAUAGCAGAUGCUGUACUGCUGAGCUGCAGUUGGAGUAGGUUGCCACGAUUCUUCAUCCUGUUAAGGAUUGCUAGCUCCUGACAGUGCCUAGUAAUGGCAGGGUUCCUGAAGGUGUGUCUGUAUUCCCAAAGUUGUACCAUAUGUUGUGUCCGGGUCUGAUGCUGGAUCCCACACAGAAAGUGGCAGGGGGAGUCUGGUCAGAAGUUGCAGGACCACGGACAGCUCUUAUUCAGUUACUCUGAGGGCCCCAACGUUUUUGCAAAGCUUUGGUGCUUCUAAAUUUGGGGUUCCACCAAGCCUACUGAAACCUCUGUCUUGUGCAUGGGUAAGGCAGCAUUCUUGGAUUGUAGAGGUCCCAGCACACCAGGCUCCUCUUGUGCUGAUAGUAGUUAGUAGUGUCAUCUGCAGCUGGCCCAGAGAACAAUUUCACUCUGCAUCCUUAGCCUCUUUCCCUGGUGAUAGGCCAUUACAGAAGCAUAUAUACCUUUGGGUCCCUUCCACCUCUACAAUUCUACGAAAGUAGAAUUAGUUGGCUCUACUCAUUGCUGGCCUGACUUGACUCUCCAAAUUUCUUCUUCCCUUCCUCUACCCAAUAUAGUUACUACACUGACCAGCAGAGUAGCUAUCCAGAAAUUCAAAACAGGACCCUUUUUCAGCUCUUUCCAGAGAUACGUGGGGUUGAACGUGGGUCCUUUGGGCAUUCAAAGCAUGUACUGUGCCAUUCCACUACACCCCUUCCAUUUCCUACUUUCUCUUUGGCUCAAGGUGACUUACCACUAUAAUCAAAAACAAUAACAUAAUUAAUGAAGAUGUAGUACAGAAAUAGGGGGAAAUAUUAAAUCUCACUUUUGAAAGAAAAGGUUAUUCUUCAUACAUCAAUGGAGUCGUUCAGAUCUCUCUUUUUUUUGUAGAUGUUUAUAAGAGCCUCGGAACAAACAUGUAUUAGAGGGCACUGAUUUAGAUAACCUUGAAUGAAUGACAUGUUUAUGUGAAAACAAAGCUAAUAAUAAAGCCUGGGCAGCUGACUGUGAAAUUAUAAGUUUAGACGAUGACAUAACGAAUAGAUGCUGGCCAAAUAUAUUAAUCAGUGUAGUAUUGUUUGAGAUGGGGAUUAACAUAGAACCUUAUUUAGGCUCAUAUGGGCUGGAGCUGGCUUUGCUUCCAUCAGAAACUGGUCCCGUGUUGCUCCAGUAACGUCAGACAUCCAAGCUCACGUGGGAGGAGUCACCUUGCCACUGCUCCUCCUAUCCCAGCAGUUUCUCAGUUUCUUGGUCAAGUGAUGUUGGCAUGGGAAGGACAUGCCAGAUCCUCACACUUGCACGCAAACUCCUGAUGUUACCCGAGCAGCAUGAUAAGAUGACAUGUUGCAGCAGCACAUAACCUGCUGAAAUGAAGACUACUUUGCCAUGUAAAGUACGUUCAAAAAACGAGAGAGAUAAAACCUCAAGUUUAGCCACAAUUGGGAUUUUAUUUGUAAAAAGAAAAAGCCCAAAGUGUUUUGGCCUGUGAUUAUUUUAGGCCUUGGUUAUUUUAGGAACAAGGCACCAUGUGCAUUUUUAACAAUUAAAAACUAGUUAAACUAUAUUUACGUUAUUUAUAUGCUAAUAUAAUGUGAAUGUAAAAUGUACAAUGUAAAAUGUAGAAGCAGUUUGCAGAAAUCUAGGUUAAUAAAGUCACACUGUCACUUUCACUGAAUAUUUAUGUGAUGUAUUAAAUCGAUCGAUUGAUCAAUCAGUCAUUCUAUUACGGUCAAAGAUCAGACAACAGAAAUUACAUUAAUAACACACACAACAACAUCGGCACCAAGGGGCAGAAGCAGUAGACAAAAUUUAAAAUGUCAUAUGUAUUGUUCCUUUUACAGCUGGUGCAGGCCUAAGAUAAUCACAGGUGAAAAUGUGUUGGCUUUUUUACAAAUAAAAUUUCUGCCAUCUUAAGAUUCUAUCUGUCUCAUUUUUUGUGUGUCAGUUUAGAUGCUUAUAGGUCUUUAAUAAAAAAAUAAGUUGUCAUGCGUGACAUCAGGUAUGGAGCAGAUGAAGGUUUCGUUUGUAUUGGCUGCACUACUGCAGCCAGUGGGACUGCUCUCAGCUCCAGUUACCUGAUAGGCCCUAAGAGGGAUCCCUUUUGAAGUAAUCACCUGACUGUUUUAUGUUUUAUUAUAUUUUUAAAUAUGUGGAAGCUGCCUAGAGUGGCUGGGGCAGCCCACUAAGAAGUGUGGGGUAUAAAUAGUAAAAUUAUCAUUAUGGAAUUUCAUCAGAGAAAUGUUGGAGGAUAUGCUAAGUUAGAUAAACAAAGAAUUGUUAUUCUGAUCAUUGCAAUUUAGCAGGAUUAAUGUACAUAAAAUUAUAAUGAUUAAUGGUUACCCAAUGAGAUUUCUGCAAAUUAGUUUAUUGUCUAUAUUGCUUUAUUGUGUUUCUUUCUUUCUAGUUUGAAGAAGAAGAGGCUAGCUAAGCAAAAUUCAGAGGCAGCCUCCUCAAAUGCUUGUGGGAUACCCGCAGGUAGAACUCAGGCUGGAAGAGAUGAUGGAAGUAAAGCUGUUCUGGUGCAGACCAAUGGCUCUCAAGAAAACGGCAAAAAGUCUGGGGAAAAGGAGGACUUGGAGAAAAAGAAGAAGAAAAGCAGUCAGCCAAAGGAUAUUAGGCGCACAGAUCUUAAGCGAUACUAUAGUAUUGGUGAGUUUAAGGCAAAUACUGUAUUACCUCUUUGAAAUCUUUUAAGUGUUUUUAAAGUGUAACAGUCUGUAGCGUUGUGUUUUUUCUUCUAAUUAUAUUGAUGCUAUACUUUCAGUAACCUUCUGUAAGUCAAUAUGGAAUAUAUAAACACAUUUUAGUUUUAUAAGCUCCCAUUUGGAUUCUGUAACAUUGCUGACUCUUGGCAGGACUGGUUAAGUGUGCGAAGUCCAUCUGCAAGCACAGAUUCUAUGUAUUAGAAAUGACAGAAGUUUCGUAGCAUCAAAAUAAAAUAUCUUUUUACGUAUUUAAAUGUAGUGGAUGAAUGGAUUGGCUUUUACCUUCAGAAUGGGCACCUGUCUCCAAACUGGCACCUUGUAAAUGGAGGUUGGAUCCAGCUAGAAGGUAAAGCGUAGUGGAAUGAGUGUAACUGUUUGAAAGGAUUCCUAGCCACAAGGAAUUCACCUAAUCUCUCUGCUUCUUAGCAACUUUUCAUUUUGUUGAAAACAUUCUAUUUUUAGUAUAAAAUAUCUUUUAACCAAGUGAAAUAUAACACUAUUGAAAGAGUUAGUUAGCAGUGUGGAGAUUUUUGAAUGUGCACACACACACACUUCUUUUAAGACUUAAGAACAUAAUAAUAAUCCCACUAAGAUCAUAUUUUAUCCUUCUUCCUACAAUGGUCAACCAGAUACCCUGGGAAGAUCACUAAGUAAGCAGGUCAUGGAGAAAUGUCUUUCUUCUGCUGUUGCCUCUUUAACAGUUGUAUUCAGUUCUAUAUUGUCUCUGAUCACGUAAGAUCCUAUAGCCACCAUGACUAAUUAACCAUUGGCGGACCAUAAUCUUGUCUAAUUCCUCUCUGAAGCAUUUAAAGUUGAUAGCAAUCGCCAAAUCCCGCAGCUGUGAAUUCCAUGAUUUAACUGUGCAUUCUGUGAAAAAGCACUUACUUUUGUCUACUGCCCAAUCUACUGCUAAUCAGUUUUAGUGAAAGACUCUUGAGUAGCAAGUAUCUGUCUCAAUCUUCAUUAUACAGUUUAUUAUUCCUCCCCCCCCCCCAGGUAAAAAUGCCCCACUGCUCUAGCUUUUCCUUGUGGGGAAGAAUAUGAAGAACGGCAUGUGUUGCCCAGCCCAAGUAACUUUUAUGAUGGCCCAUUAACCGUCUAAAGAGUAAACAGAAUCUGCAAAAAUGACUCCAUCAUUUGGCAGGACACUACAAGGAUAAUGUCUGCCUGUGAAGUUGGGAAAGAUUCCAAAUAACUAGAGUGGAGCUUGUAAGACAGCUAUCCAGGAGAGCCAUAAAACAUUUUGCUAGCAUAAUGAAUCUGUUUAGCAUUUACAUGGCAACAGUGCAAUUUCAGCCUUCUUAGCAACCUUGAAAAGGGACCAUUAGCUUCUUCCAUUGCUAGAGAUCCCAUGGUUGUGCCUUUCUCCAGCAGCCUGAUAAUGAAGGUUCUGAUGCCACUUUAAAUUUGAAUUGGAGCAUCAGAGAAAUAAUAGAUCUCUGUGUGUGCAUUUUUACAAAAUCACCUGUUUUGUUUUUGCAACUAAAGCAACACAAAAUACCUGCUGAAAUAGGAAAAAACCCAAAUAUUGUUUGAUGGUGUACCCCAGAGCAGGGGUAGCUAAUGUGGUGCCCUCCAGAAAUUUUGAAUUGCAACUCCAUAACAUUUAUGGACUAUGGUCGCAAUGUUGUUUGUCCCUGCUCCAGAUUUGGUGCUGGUUGAUACGGGUUUUAACCAGUCUCUGAGUUGCAUCCUGUAGUGGCUUUAUACAAGCAGAAAGUGUUUCUGUUUUCACAAGGUGGUGCCAACACCACAUUUUUCUCAAUUCUCCAUUAUGCACUGCGGCACUCCGUGGUUGCCCCAAAUAUGCUUCUCAGAGUUGGGGAGCCCUCUGGGGCAAUAGGUAAUACAGGACUGAAGGCUGUAUUGGGGAUGGGGGAAGGUAUGUGAAAAACUGUGUUUACACAUCUAUGUAGAGUUACAGACAUACCUGGUAAGAGUUAAGGCUUCCAUCAAAUGGUAGUAUGAUGCCAGGUUUUAAAACGUAAUAUUCCUAUUGUGCCCUGCAACCUGAAAUUUGCUCCCUGAAGCAGAUUUGGGCCAUGUGCAGAGGGAGAAGACAAAGGGGCAGUUCUGUUGUGUUUACAGAAGUUGUUCCAAUUGCCAGUGACGCAGCUGGAUACAGAAGGUCUGGUUAUAUUGUUUCUCAUUAGGAACCAAUAGCUUCAAACACUGGGUACAGAACAAGUGCACCAUGAUUUGAACUUGGCUGAUAUGUCUGAUUUGUGGCCAUCUUCUGAGGGCACACUGGUGGGUUUAUUCCUUUGCUAUUAUUUUUUAUGAUGGUCCAUUUUAGAACCUCAAAUGGCUGGGCUGGCAAACCAAAAACCUAAGUUGGAUUCAGCUUUUCUAGUUAACAGUUAUGUUGUAGCUUCCUUCAAUGUCAUCUUUACAAGCUAUUGCCUUGUUUCCUCACACUGUUCUUUCCACCAAAGGGACAAAGUUUAAAGGCGUAACAUUGUAAAUCAGUAACCACAAACCUUCUGCUCUAACAAGUAAAAACAAAUAGAUUCAAAGCUAGCAUUGUAGUGGCAUUCAAAUCUUUCCCCCUCUAGUCAUCCCUGUGGUGAUUGGGGCUGCGUUGUUUUUUGGCAUGAGAUCAAAAUUUUCAACCUAUUUCCAAGUUGUAAAUACACUUCCUGACUAUCAGAAUAAAUAACACUUGUCUAUUCGAUAUUUGUUAACAAAUAUGUUAGAUUGUAUGUAAGAGUCAGAAAGCUGGUAACUGAUGCUUAGGAGGAGCUGUAGCUCUGUGGUGGAGCCCAAAGUUUUGAUGGUAUGAGGUCAUGAUUUGGUCCCAAAACAUCUCAAUUAAUAGAUCUUGUGACGAUUUUUGCCUGAGAAUCCUGAAGAGCUAGUGCUAACCAGGGCAAUGAGGAGAGUUCUGGAUUUGAUGGACUAUUGGUCUACCUUGUUAUAUAUUGUGUGUGAACAUAAAGAUACAGUCAUACCUCAGGUUGAAUGUGCUUCAGGUUGAGCGCUUUUGGGUUGUGCUCCAUGGCAACCUGGAAGUAAUGGAGCGCGUUACUUCCGGGUUUCGCCGCUCGCACAUGCACAGACACUCAAAAUGACAUCAUGCGCAUGCGUGGAAGCAUCAAAACAUGGCACGCGCAGAUGCGCCGUCGCGUCUUACGUUCCAUUCAGGAUGCGAACAGGGCUCCGGAACGGAUCCUGUUCGCAUCCUGAGGUACCGUUGUAAUCUCAUGACCAUCCUGGAGGAGGAGAAAGGAAAAGUGUGUGAGUCUGAGACUCACUGUGGCUUAUCUUCAUAACACUAAACCGGGGUGGGGCUAGACAUUUUUGGCCAAAGAGACAGUGGUGGAUGUGACCCCACACAUAUACCUUACUCAGCUGAUCCUUGUAGAUCAUGUUAGAGAGGAUAUUUCUACCUCUACACUCAUCAGAUGAUUGUUAAGAUUUCUGGGGAGGGGGUGAUUUGCAUCCUCAACAGAGCAUUCAACACUACCCAGCAACAACCAGUGCUGUGCCUGCUUCACUUCACUUCAUUUCAUCUUCACCACCACUGUUAAAAUUGAUGGGAUCUUAUCGAGAGGCCAGGAAAAUUUGCUGGGUGGGGGAGGGCACUGGAUCAGGCAGAUUUGCCACCCCUGUGUUAAACAACCCCCCAACAUUCCAUGCCCAUCUUCCCAAUGUGUUAGCUAGUCCUCUGUACAUGUUUUACAUUUGCAUUACAUACGGUGGGAAUGCAAAAGUGCUUGUAAAGUUAGCAGCUGUGGAAAUUUCUAUAUAAAUCCAAUUACGAUCGAGUUGUGAGAGAUACAAAAUUAGCGUAAGCCCUGCUUGUGAAAAUUCAGCACACUACGUGCCCUCUCUGUGCCUUGGGAUCCUCCUGUUCCCUUUGCUACAAGGGGACUGUGCUCAUAUUUCAGCUGAGGGGUGGAGUAUGCAGAAUUGCACUAAUCUGCUUCACUUUCCUCAGAGCUGGAUUCCACAGACUUGGACAAGCCCCUUCCUCAGCCACUUCCUUUGCAGAGAAAAAGAUGGGGAUUUUGUGUGUGUGAGUGUGUGUGUGUGUGCACACGCACAAACACACACAAGUAAUGGCACUAUUUGAUUCUAAUUUUCUCUGAGUGGGGGGAAAUUGGCCAAUUUGUAUUCUGAGUGAUUUUGCUGUGGCUUAUUUUCCGUUCUCUGUCAGCCUUGCUUGCUUUCAAGUCCAGCGAGGCUGAUUUAGCAGAGGCGUGGCAAAGAACCUUUCCCUUGCUUUUUUUAAAAAAGAAAGUUGUAAAAGGGGAAACUCAGGACUUUUGGACACAUGAUUUAGGUUGCUUGUUGGCAUUCCUGCGCUUGAAGAUGUUUGCGGUCGAGUGCUGCUGUGCCCACCAUCCAGGAGGAUUCUGCAAGAGCUGUUUGCCGGAAGUGCCCGGGAAGGCCUGCCAAGCUUCUACUGUCGCUGCCGCCUGUAAACUCCCAGGGAGAAUAAUCAACGUGGAAUGGGAGGAGGGCUUGCCGUCUUCAGGCUACAGUUCUGCAACCGGGGACAGCUGUGAGUCUCUGCCAGAAGCUGUGGCCGUUGAUCACAGUGAGAUGGCAAAGAAGAAAUUCCUAAAGGUUAUGCACAGCUUUUCAGCCCCAAAGCAUUUUUCCUGGUGUGUGGAUUACAGGCAGCCUUACCUGUUGUUAGGUAUGCAAACCGCUGAUUCCUGUCUGCUGAUGGUUAUCACACAUGGAGGAGGAGUGGGGCUCAGGGAGAAUAGAUCUUGGGAAACUAGACAAGGUGAAUGGGCUUUCUGAGGAUACCUAACCAUAUUUUUCAUUACAGCUUUUUACGUCUACAGCUCUCCCACUGAAAACAUGACAUAUCCGCUACUGUGUGUUCACAUGUGAUAAUGACAAUCACCUAGAAAUGUACAUUUAAUGUUUUUGUUUUUUUUAAAGUGUUUCAAGACAUUAAGCAGCCAUCAUUGGGCAGCUAGCUUGAGUCUCAACUCCCAUAGUAAAUAUAAUGCUGAAGCAAAUCUUAUUGAAGAAAAUGGGACCUCAAUGCUUAAAAAUUCAUAUAGUAAUUCUGAUGGAUUGCACAUUAAACACAGGCACAUGUAUCUUCUCUCUGAUGUUUUCUUUAUAAAAAAAAUAUAUGAAAAAAUUGACUCUGAAGUUGAUUUUAGUUGGAGGUGUGUGUCCGUGGAGAAAGAAAGAUAAAUUGGCCUCAUACCUUUCCCUUCUAGCAGGUUUUUCACUUCUAAUCUCCCAUCUCAUGCUGGUUUGUUUGCUUGUUUGUUUGUUUCCACCAAGGAAGAAAAUAUACAGCCCUGUAUUUCCCCUCUACAAAGUAAAAAGCAAGUAGGGCAGGAAGAAUCUGAGCUUCAAAAUGGUUGGAAGAGAAAGAGUUAAACAGCUGCUUUCUUCCUGCCUGGCCCCCUUUAUCUGCUCCUUUUCAACUGAAAUUUCUAACCUCAGAGGCUGGUGUUGGUUAAAAAGAAAGAAAGAAACUUCAAAGAAAUGCUUGCUUCUUUGCUUAAGACAUUUAUAUACUACCCUUCAUAACGUUUAUCCCGGGAUAGACGUUUUUAAAAAUAAUUUGUUUGGCCCUUAGGUAGGUUCUCGUAGCAGAUAUACCAGAUCCUGUGUGGGAUAUUCAAAGUGGGAGAAGCAGCCAUAGUUUUGUGUGUUCAAUCCUUGGCAUCUCCAGAGAUGCUGGAUGAGGCCCAAGAAGACCCUCAAAAGCUGCUGCCAUUCAGAGGAGAUGUAGGCUAGAUGGACCCAUCAUUCCCCAUUUUGUUUUCCUGACACCCUCAAUAUUUUCUUUUUGCCUCCCAUCUAAAGAUGCACUGGUUCAGUCAUUUAGCAUUUGGAAGAAGCAGAGAUAACAAGGGUCUAUCUGACACUUAGAACUUUGGAGGUGAUAUUAAUAUAUUUUAUGAUGUUUCAAGGAUGCAUUUGGUUUCAUUUGUGUUUCUUUUAGUGGAAGAUUUUAUGUAUUGCCGUGCUGCCCCGCAAUCAUCAGCUGAAGGGUGGUUCUAGAAAUAAAAAUAAGAAUAAGAAUAAGGCUAUUCUGAUGUACAACUUUGUUUAAUGCGGGCAAUGUUAGAAUGUUUUAGUUCUGUAAGCAGCAGAGGUACCUUUAUUGCUUAUGUGUGAAUAUGGCCUGACAGUUUCAAGCUUCAGUAUCGUACAAUUAACCGCUUACGUGUGUCUUCAACAAAAGCAUCUAGCAGAACACAAAGGAUAUCCUUUCGAAAUAAGUUUUGUUUUCUGAUCUUGCAAAAGACUAAUGCCCAUACAAGGUCUUUUGCGGAGUCCUGCUGAACCCAGGAGCCCCAACCAAGACCAUAAAAAUCUUGGAUGACUGGAAAGAGCGCACAUAGGCAGUUGUGACAUCAGCAGAACGCACAAUUCUUGUUGAUACUGCAAAUGCCUGAGUGAUUUGUCCUGUCAUGAUCUCAGCUUUGUCCAGGCCCUUAGGCAUGUUGUGUACACCUCAGGUAGAUAGUGGCGGGGUUUUUUGCCGUUAACAUUUGUCACAGUGUAUUUCAACUUUUCCUGGCGUAACACCCACAUUUAGCCUCAUCUUGCAACCGUUGACCCACUUUUAAUUCUUUACCAUAUACAGCAUGCCUGUUUUUCUUCCUCUUUCUCCUUGCUAAAAACACAAACAGAUAAGAAAAUGUUGGUGACCCACCUUAGCUUAGGGCAUAACUCACUUGUGGCUACCAGCCUACCAAUAAAAGAUCAAUGAUCCUUCCCUUACUUAAUGCAACACUCAAGCAUUACUGUUAAAAAUAUUGUCAAUAAUAGCUUUUCUGUGACAGGCAGCCCUGUAUCGAAAUGUUUUUAAUAUUUGAGGUUUUAUAAUGUUUUCAUAUAUGUUGUAAGCCAUCCAGAUGGGUGUGGUAUAAAUAAUAAAAUUAUUAUUUAUGAUUCGUUAAUCACCAGUUUUCAUGUUUGGCCAAGACAAACCUGGUUUAAUAUUAUUUUGCUUAUAUUUACCAAUUAGUGAUUUGAAAGUUGUUCACAUUUUAGGUAAUCGGUCUCGGGGUUUCUCUUUCAGAGGACAAUCAAACCAAAACCAAUGAGAAGAAAGAAAAGAAAAUGGUCUCUCAGAAGCCACAUGGUACAAUAGAAUACACGGUAAGAGUAGCUGCUCAGAAUCUAUUGCAUGAAUAUUUUUGGAAGUGAUAUGCCCAUUCUAUUUCCCCAUGCUAUUCCUCUACAUCCUAAUUUGUUGUUUUUAUCCUAUUCACAAGAGGAAGUGAUCCUUUUCCCGAGUAUAACCGGGCAGGAGCCACCUGUGUCUCCACUAGUACCACCAAUGGUAUCUAUCCACUAAAGGUCUCACUAAAUAUCCACAAUAUACAAGAGGUUGUUUCCUCUUCCUGCCUGGUUCCUGCAUGCACUAGCUCAGUCUUACCUAUACUGAGUACCCCCUCUUAAACAUAACCACAUUUCAAAUAACUGUUCUCAAGAACAAAAUGUGAGAGGAGUGCCUCUCAAAUCAAGCAAUAGGGCAGGGGAUGGAUCCAGGCCCAGCAGCAGGGGUUAGAAUCACUGGGCAUCUUCCAAGGCCCAUGCCCAAGUAGGGGGCCCAGUCCCAGUGCCAAUCCCUGAAGCCACCUGCCCAACACAGGGUUGUCCUCGCUGCUGCAGCUACCCACCUCACUGAGCAUGCAAGCAAUGGCAGGCACUAUUUCAUUUCAAAGUGAUAUCCAAUAGUAGUUUUGCAAUAAUAAGAGCAAAGCUGGGGCACCCCAUGCACAUUCUCAGAAUUCCCGGUGUGCUCACUGGUCCAGAAAGUUGGGUGACCCCUGAAAUAGAGGACUGUGUCAGUUAUAACAUGGCAUAUGUCUUUUCCUAGAUGUGAACCAGAAACCCAAUUUUCAUAAAGUUGCUUGUUCUGCUCCAACGUUCCUGAUUGGCUCAUGGAAAUCUCACUAAAUCUGUACAAUAUAAAUACAGGUAUAUAAAUACAGGGAAAUAAGUUUCAUAAAUAUCCUUAAAGCAGAAUCUGUAGCCUAGCGUCAGUUUCCCCACUCAUAAUAAUGCAGUUGCCCUACAUACUUUGAAGGCUGCUGUUGUGUGCUGCAUCUUAGACUGAAGUUAUUUCUCUUCUUCGGGAGAAGGGGAAAAUUAUAGUAGGGUUGCCAUAUUUCAAACAGUGAAAAUCCGGGCAGAAAAGUUGUUGAGCUUUUUUUGGCAGAGUUUGGGCAUUUUACUGAUUUUCGCCCAGACACUGCUGCACAGAUGCUGCACAGUAUAAAUAACUUUUAAUAUAUCCUGUAUCUGAUUCACAUACAUAGUAAAUAAUAAAAAUAGUAGUAGUAGUAAUAAUGCGUAUCUUGAACUCAGCAGCCUCCCCUCCCUUCUCUGGUAAUUGGUAUGCUAUUUCUGAAUCCUGGAGGUUCCUUUUAGCUAUCAUGAACCAUAGCUAUCAACAAAUCGUACGACAGCAGAUCCACAGUGCAAUACAGUGUGUGUCUCCUCAGAAGCAAGCUGCAUUAAAUACAAUAUGGGUUACUCCCAGAUAAUUGUGUCUGGGAUUGCAGCCUUAAUAACUUAAUUAUGCAGGAGUAUUUUUUUCCUGCCUUGAAUUUAUUGCCAGUCAGUUAAACUGUGUGACCCCCCGCCCCAAUGGCAUUGCAAAAAGUUAUUAGCCUGCAAACAUUUUUUUCUACCCUGCUUCAAGUAGUUUCCAUGUUGCCUGUGGAAGAGGGGGAAGUCCCUUAUCUGUGCCCAGUAUGGAAUCCUUUCCCUUUGCAGUCCAGUAGAAAGAAAAGAAAGGGGGGCGGGGAUUCCUUCUACCAAGUGGACUAGCAGAGGAGAAAGCGGCCUGGUUUGUGCAUCAUGCUAAACUAGUUCCAUGUGCUUCAUUUUAGUUUUGAUAUUUUUCGGUUGCCAUUUUCCAUGCUUGCCUUUUCUUUUCCUUUUCAUUUUUAAGCUGUGAUGGCCAGAAGUGAACGCAGUAAUUCAAAUAUGACUUCCAUAUACAUUUGUUAGGAUCCUGGUUGGUUUUAUUUUCAGUCUCUUUCCUAAUGAUAGAAGAGUUCUGACAGUCCUCACCCCAAACAUGUUAAAGGAAGCUGUGAAGGUGUUGUGGAACUAUUCAGGCUAAUCAACAUCCUGUGUGCUUGAUGGUCGCACUCCCAUCUGCCUGCACAUUCAUCACAUGCUCAAAGCGGUUCUGUGUGUGUACUGUUCUUCUGCAUGAGUACUUGGCCUUUGAGAAUCUCCCUUCAUGUCAAGGAUUUCUACACAUAUAAUCUUGGCUACAGACUCACGGAGUGUAGGGAAGGUGGGAAUUGUGCCUACUGGCCUCCUUGUUGGGUAGGUCUAGCCUUGACUGUAUGAGUAGGUGGUGGCUGUCGGAGCCUUUCUGAUCUCUAGCAAUCAGAUUUGUCUUUUUAUAAAAAAUCACCACUGCACCUAGAAUCGAUGUUUUCAUUGUCCACAAAGCUCCAGGGUCUGUUCUAAAGAAGCUUCUAAAUUAAUAGAUUAGCAAGAAGAAGGAAUGGGGUGAAAAGUACAAGACGUUGUUACAUGCUCAAGCUCUAGUACACAUGCUGUGGUUCAGUGGAUUAUGUACAAUGGUUAGAAAACAAGUUUGCUCUGGAUACAACUUCCUCUUAUCUUGUAAAGCCAAUAAAGGAUUGACUUAACUAGCUAUAAACAGAGACCCAAGUGGGCCAAUCCGAUUGAUCUGUUGUAUAUGAGUGUUUGUUUUCACUUAGGUUCCUUCAAUUAAAUUCUCCCUCCAGUCCUGAUUCAAAAGAUGGGAGUAUUUUCCACAAGCCUCACGUGUAUUGCAAAGAUAAGAUACUUUUAUGUGUUGGCAGGCUUGAUUGAUCUUGGCUGCUCCCAGAGGUCAAAUGCAAGCACCAGAGAAUGCAUACAAGAAAAGUUAGGGCUCUGGGUUUGAAUGGGAGUUAGAUUAACAACAACUUUGAAUCUACUUUAAGCCAUGAGCAUUCUCAUGUAAGAGAGACUGGGUAAUUUGUAGCUAAUAAAUCCACUUUAUUCUGUAGUGUUGCACACAUUCUGCCAAAAUACAUUUCCAGAGGCAUUGCCAUGUUAAUCAGUUGCAGCAAAAAAUAACUGUAUUUUUUUAACUAAUAUUUUUUAUUGAUUUUCCAUUUUUAAUAUUGAUAUAACAUCUUAUUUACUUUUGCAAAUUUUAAGCUCCAGUGAGCUAAUCGACUUCCCUCCAUCUCGUCAUCUGGUUUUUUAUAUAACUACCUCAUAUUUCCACACAUUUAUAUCAUCACAAUUCUACAUUUUUCUUAAUAUUAUAUUAGUUUUUAAGCAUAUUUGUAGAAAAGUUCCUCUUAAUAAACAUUGCAAGAUUUAAUGCAGCCCGGCUAGUGUCUUUAUGUGUUUACAAUGAUUGUCUAUAUAUUGAAUAAAUUUACUACACUCUCUCUGGAACGCUUGUUCACUCUGCUUUUGGAUUUUCCCCAUCAGCUUUGCUAAUUCUGCAUAGUCCAUCAUCUUUGUCUGCCAUUCCUCUACCGUCAGUAAUUCUUGCAGCAAAAAAUAAGUGCACGUCCCAUUGCAUUUUAAAGACUAAUAAUUUAUUACAGCAGAAGCUUUUGUGCACCAGAAUCUACUUUGUUUUGUGACUAGAGCCUACUUAGAAAUGUGUGGUGGUUUUUGAAGUGCUACAUACUUUGGUUAUUCCCCCCUGCAUCGAGGAAAUGGUCUUCUUAAAUUUAGGUUUUAUAUUUGUUGUUUUUAAACAGGCAUGAUCGAGGACAGUGCAAUAACACUUUAAUCUUUCUAUCUUCCCUCCCUCAGGCUGGAAGCCAAGAUACUCUGAACAGCAUAGCUCUGAAGUUUAACAUCACUCCAAAUAAACUUGUGGAACUCAACAGGCUCUUCACACACACAAUUGUUCCGGGCCAGGUAACCGGGUUGUGAUUAAAUCCAAUUUUCUAAAAGAUGUGAUCUGCACUAGUUAAAGAAGGCUCUUCUAGUAUCAUUUUGAAAUAACUAGAACAAUGGAGAUGACACCAUGCCCUCGUAAGUGAUCGUAGGCAUGCAGUGGCUUCAGAGCCACAUGCACCGGGCACAGUGGUGGAUAGCAUGGUGGAGCUGUGCUGCUGCUGCAUAAAGUGACGCAGCAAUAAAGGAAGGGGUGAUGCAGCAAUAAAGUUGACACAGUGCAGACACGCUGGUGGAGCCAAUCUGUUGCACCUGCUGGCGAAUUUGCACCACACCAACUUUGCUGCAGCCUCCUGGUAUGCAGCCGUUAUGCAGCCGGUGAGAAGUCAGGUGAGUGGCACAGCCCCUCCCUGCUGUCUGCAUGCAAAAUAACACUGAUUUUAUAAGAACAUGACUUUAUAUGCUCAGAUCAUAUGUCCAACUAGCAGAGCAUUUCCUAUACUGCUUGGAAGCAGCUGUCUGUGGUUUCAGGUAAGAGUGUUUCCCAGACACAUCUGGGGAUGCCAGGAACUGAACCUUGGGACCCUUUGCAUGUAUCGGUGUAGGCAGACUUGUGAAAACUUCUGCACUGGGCUGAAAUCCUGUACCAGUUAUAUGUGCUUAAGGCUGCAAUCCUAUACCCCUUCAAUUGGGGGUAAACUGCAUUGAAUUAACAGUGUUUACUUCUGGGUACAUAUAGGAUUGCACUGUAAAUAUUGUUAUAUAUAUAUAUAUAUAUAUAUAUAUAUAUAUAUAUAUAUAAAAUGAAGGUCAUUUUAAACACAUUUAUAAGUGCAUAAUCACUUCACUAGUUGGUUGUGUUAAGUCAGGAAUGAAAGUCAGGAUUGUCACUAUCCUGCAAUGAGAGAGGGACAAAAUUCAAGAAGCUAAUAGGUGUGUGUGUGUGUGUGUGUGUGUGUGUGUGUGUAUGUAUGUAUGUAUAUAUAUAAUCUUGGUGGUUUAAAAUAAUGCUCUGUAAAUCGGUUGUCUUCACAGUGUAUGUUGUAAUAAUCUUGUUUCUUUUGUGGGGGGUUGGCCUAGGUUCUGUAUGUGCCAGAUAGUGAGCCUCUUUCUGCUGCUGCGAAACUAGCUUCUUCAAGCCCUGGCGCUACUGUUUCACCUUCCUCAUCAGAUGCAGAGUAUGAUAAACUUCCGGUAAGACUUUCAUGUUAGAGUCAGUUUUAGCCAAGAAGCAUCUUAAUACUUUUUUUCUGGCAUAGCCUUUCAGGGAGUGGGCUCUGGUCCACAAAAACUCAUGCCACAAUAAAUUAGUUAGAGUUUAAGGUUGCACAAGAUUUUUUGUGUUACUUUUCCAGUAAGACGUUAUAAAGAUGUUUAGAAAGCACCGUCUAGUCAGUUAAGCGUAUAAACUAUCUUUUGAUAUUACGGCUCUUGAUUUCCUUGAAAAGUGUAAAAUUGCUUAUCACCUUUGCAAUAGACAUGGGAACACUUUGCCUGUCAUAAGGGUCACUUGAUAGUAGUUCCAUGGCUAUUUGCCACAUAUUCCAUUGUUUGCUUGCCGUGGCUCUCUGUUUGAAUGGCUGAUUUUCUUCAUGCCGCUAGAAACAAGCAAACAAUGGGAAAUCUGUGGUGGCCUCGCCCACCCGCGCAAGGAACUGUGGCACACAAAUGUCUGCUGGUUUUUUAUUUUUUAAAAAACCUUUAUCAUUCAAGGAUGCUGACUUAGCAAGAAGGGUUUGCAGACCAAUCCAAAGAGUCCUGUCUUCCACCUCAGAGGAAGAUGAGCCAGUUGUUGUCAAGUUUUUGAAAAUGAACUGUCGAUACUUCACAGAUGGCAAGGUAGAAGGCUUUGGUGAUUUAUUUUGCAACAUGGGUGUGUGUGUUUGUGUGUGUGUGUGUGAUAGGCAAAUAACAAUUAGAGUAUCAUAAGGUGUGCAGAUGUUGGAACUGUUAAUCUUUAUUGUCUACAAAUCUAUUUGCAUUUGAAAAUUAGCUUUACUAAGUAGGCUGACCACAGUCUAAAAUGGGCUGUUUUGUAGAUGGUUCCGGUGUGUGCGCUUGGGGUUCUGGGCACAUAAUAUUCAAUAGCAAACUACACAUUAUGCACAUAGAAACAUAACUAGGGUCUAGCAGCAGCUUUUACUAGUUGACAGCAGCUGCAAGAGGAGGUAAUUUGGAACAGAGAAGCCUCAUAGGAAGGGAAGGAGUACUACACUAUCUUUCUACCAAUUGUGUGCCUGCUGCAAAUUCACCCCUUCCUCCUUCAGUGUUCCAAAUCUUUUAUUCCAUGACUAUGCAUAUUACAUGUACCUAAGCUCUAAGGCAGAGCCAUUUGCCAUUUUGCCUUCAGUGUGCUAUAGCCAUCCAAGUCUCCUGUUGGGAAUUAUCAGCAUAAGAAAUGAAGUCAUGCUAACAUGAGAAAGGAGGCUUGCUAGCUUUGAUAGGUUCAUGGAAGCAGCCAAGAUCAGAGAAGAAUGGUUUUUGCUUGACUUGUGAAUUCUAAUAUUUUGACUCUAGUUAAUUAACAAGCUGUCGCUCCCAUUUCAUUGCAGCUAAGGAUAAAAUUUAAAUACCUUGAUCCCCUUUUAUAACCCUGGCCUUGUCUGCUGAAGAUAGAUGUGUUUUGAGCGCUUGGAAUCCUUAUCACUGCUUGGUAUCAGUAGGGUAUUGACCUGUUGUCUGUUCAGAGUGAGCACUUUGGUAGAAAACAUGAUUGCAAGGGCGGGGUGGGGGAACGACAAUGAGGGGUGUAUAAGGAAUUUGGGAGAGGGAACAUAAGGGACAACAUGUCUUGAAAAUAUGAUGUGCUAAUUCAUUUAUUUUUAUUUUAAGGGUGUGGUAGGAGGGGUCAUGAUAGUCACUCCCAACACCAUCAUGUUUGAUCCUCACAAAUCAGACCCUCUGGUAAUUGAGAAUGGCUGUGAAGAGUACGGGCUCAUUUGCCCCAUGGAUGAGGUUGUUUCAAUUGCACUCUACAACGAUAUCUCUCACAUGAAGAUUAAAGAUGCCCUGCCAUCGUAAGAAGUAUUCUUUGUUGACCAUGUUUGAAUGUAACCAGUGGGAUGUGGAGGACAACCAGUGGGAAGUGAAAGGAGAACUUUGAAGAAAUUGAGGAGCAAAACAGCUAAUGAGGGUGGGAGGGAAGGGAGAUGCAGAAUAGUUCUGCAUUCAUUAGGAAUGGUGAUAUAGACUAGGCCCAGGUCACACAUUUUUUCAAGUGGUGAGGCUGUAUACAGUGACCCUCUUUGUGGAGGGAGGAAAGCCCUCCACAGCUUGUUUAUACAUUGCUGCCCAGAAAAUACCACAUGCAAGCAAGCAUGUAGUGUGUAUGGAGGUCCUGGGCUGUCCAGAUGACAGGACCUCCUUCUUGUUCUUGACAUGUAAACUGGCCUUAAAUCUUAAUUUUUGAAUUAAGAAGCACAGAUUCAGUGAAAAGGGGGGUGGGGAAAGGAACUGGGAAAUGAAAUUAAGUGUCAAGGAUCUAGUAAGGCUAGUUUCUUUAUUUGAAUGGGUUUUUCAGCAGAAUGUCCCACAACAUUAAUUAAAGGAUAAUGCUUAGAUAUUUCACUGCUGUGAGCUCCAAAUUAUUGGCAUAUUAAAUGAUGUAGACUGAUCUGUAUAGGAGUAGAUAUAUGUAGGAUCUUCCUCUGAAGACAGACUGUUAAUACUAAUGUCCUUGAAUCUCUUCUUAUGAUUGUAUUAAUGGUAAUAAUGCUAUACAGCUACUUUACAGGUACAGCUGCAAUUGCAUAAUUCAUAUCAUCACAUAUAAUGACCACAUAGGUAAUGAGAGGGAUCUUCAUGUCUUAACUGAACAUUUACUCCAGUAGUGAGAAGCGCUGGAGUUGUGAAAUCACUUUGCAAAUACAGGGAUUCUUCCAGUGGCUUGAAGUUAUUCGUUAUUAAUCUCUGUAUACUGGAUGAGAAAAUGAGAGCUUAUACGUAUGCACAGGCUUUAGUUUAUUUAUUUGAAGCAAGGUUGGGCAGUUUGCUGAACUGUUUAAAAAUUUCUCUUUAAAAAAAUGUAUUUGUGAUUGCUGAGAAAAGCUUGAGAGCAUGAAUCUUGGCUCAUUCAAAGGCUGUCAGCUGAGAGAAGGAAAAUUUCAAGACGCUUGAAAAUAAUAGAAUUGUAGAUCUUAUGAUUUCUGAGGCCUUCUCAUGUUUUUGAGCUUGGAUUUCUUAAGUCUGCUUCUAGUCUUUUGUAUCAGUCUCAGCUGAUGAGAUGGGAUUUGUUUGCUAUCAGUGGCCUGAAAACCGUCACAGAAAAGAAAUUAUACAGUUUAUAGUCAUUCUGUUGCUCCUUUUGUAGUAACUUGAAGACUCAGGCUGGGUCUUGUCUUUUGUCCCCUCAGCCUUAAAAAUACCUGCAGAGUACCUAAUGAUACAUCCAUCUCUCCACUUUCACAACAUGAACUUCAAAAUACAAAUAUUUUGUUAUACCAAUUCUUUCAACUCCAUAAUUACUUAUUUCAGUUGGCUUGCAUUUUAUUUUGCGAGAAGCAAAAUUGGUUUGUUUCAAAUUAUUUCAAUGUUGCUUUGGUGUAUUUUAGUUGAAAGCUCCUUUUUGCCAUUUGUUUUGUUUAUUUAUUUUAGUAUUUAUUGAGUUUUCAUUUUGUUACCAUUUUGUUCUCCAUUUUAACAUUCCAUAUGCAUCCAUCAUCUUUCCUGACAGCGACAUUCCAAAGGAUCUUUGUCCUUUGUACAGGCCUGGUGAGUGGGAAGACCUUGCUUCUGAGAAAGAUAUCAACCCUUUCAGCAAAUUUAAAUCCAUAAACAAGGAGAAGAAGAAGCCCAAAGCGGACAACUUUGUCACCCUGAAUUCCACACCAAUAAAGCCCACGGAGAAGGAGAAGUCUACAGAUCUUGAACUUAAACCUCCUGAAAGUUCUUCCUUGGUGACCUCCAAGUCGGAGGAAACACAAAGGGACUCCAACACUCCCGAGCCUUCAAAAAGGGUGGCUUUGGAAUGUACCACGGAACAUUCGGUAGAGAGUGUUAGUCUGGACCUAUCCAAAGAUAAUUCCCUUCUGGAAGAAGAUGGUUUUAUUGAAUUGGAAGAGACUUCAUCACAGACUGAUAGCAAAGUAAAGAGCACAGAUGUUGGAACAGUUGGUGUUCCCAAUGACUCUAAAAUGAGAAAGGAAGUUUGGUUGCAAGCAACAAAUAAAGAAAAUUGUGACCAAUCAGGGACAAAGCAUGAAGUUCUUAAAGAUGUCCUUGAUUUAGAGUCCUGUGAGAAGCUAGAUGUGGUGCCUGAAAUAAACAAGGGGGGUAGUUCACCAACAAAUAAGGUGGAAACAACUCUGGAUGCAAACAAGGAGCUGAAUAAAGACAAACUUAUUGAAUUUUACCUCAGUAAAGAUAAGGAUGAGCCACAGACUACUGAUGACUUAUGUAAGGCUAACGUCAAGGAAGACGGGAACAGUAUACCAGGAGGCAUAGACCUCACCCUUAGUUCUUCACAUUCCCAAGCCAAUAAAUUUGUGAAAGGCAAAAGAGAGGGUCCAGAUUUGUGUUCUAAUGGAAGGAAAGAGGCAUCGUCAGAAGUUGGCGCGACAGCAGAGAAAAAGGACCAUGAAGGAUCAAUAGCCUCUUCAUUGCCAUCUCAGCUAGAUAAUAAGUCUGAAAUCAGACUCUGGCUGCUGCAGAGAAUCCAAGUGCCCAUUGAAGGUAGGCCUGCUUACCAUAGUCUUACUGUAGCACCCUAUGUUAAUGAAGGACAGAAAUUCUCUUUCAGUUUCCAAUAGUUCUCUUCAACCUUGUUUUUUUUUUACAGAUUGCUUAACAGCACAGUUAUGUCCUACAAAAAAUUAACGAGUCUGCCCUUGAUUCUAAUCUCUUUCUGCAGUUGUUUCUAGAGAAGUGGAAUACUGUUGGUUUUUUUCUUUCUUUCUUAUGACUUGAAUAUAGUUGAGAAGUGGGAAUGUGUCAAAAAAUUGAAUUUUCCUAAUUGUAGGGGCUACAUUAAAACCCACUUAACUUCUUUUUCUGCAGGUCAAAGUAUCGAAAUUAUAUCAUAACUUAUUUUUUUCUUUUCUUUCUGCAAAGUAUUUUUGUUGAUUCCCUUAAAUUAGUCUUGGAGGAAAACCGGCUGCAAUUUAUAUAUAUAUUUAUGUAAGCUGAGAAUAAUAAGCCUAAUAAUUUCCUACCAGGCCUUCACCAUGAUGUUGCAGGGUGCGUUGCAAUAAUUUUAAAAUACAGUAUUAAGAGCAGUUGAAAUACACUGAAGGGCAGUCAGUACAGAAUGUUCACAGAAUAUACAUUUAAAUAUAAUAAAUUCAAAACCAUAUUCUGCAUUUCUUAAGUCACUCCAUGAUAAAGGCUAAAUUGUGCUACAGGCCUGGCCACUGUGCUCCAUUUGCUAUGUUAUAACUCUGUGGUCUUUUGGAUUCAGAUAUGCUUCCUUCAAAGGAAGAGAAAAGCAAGUCCCCUCCGAUGUUUCUGUGCAUCAAAGUGGGCAAGCCUAUGAGGAAGUCCUUUACUUCUCAAAGCUCCACAAUGGCUCAGCAAUAUAAUAAAAGAAGAAAGCAACCGGAGUACUGGUUUGCUGUUCCACGAGAAAGGUAAGCUGUCACUUUUCAGGACCAUUCCGGAGUUUAUAAGAACUACAUUUCUUGCCCACCAGCUGUGUGAUUAGUGCUUCUGUUAGAGAAGCCUUUCAUUUUCCAGAUAUCCUUGUUAUUGUUUUGUUGCCAACAUCAUGCAAAUGGAACCGAACAGGGUGGUUUGUCCCUGCAGAUAUGUGGUGUUUCCUUCUGUCCAAGGCACAUCCAGCUUAUUCUUACUUCCUUUGUGGAAUGUGAUAACACAGCCUGGCUGGUAACUGUGUGAUGUGAUUAGUGAUAAGUAUCACAAACCCCAUUACAAACUCCGUAGCUCUUGCUGGCUGACCCGGUGUAAGCCUGACAGAGGGAAAACAAACCUUUAAAAGAUUUGCAAGCAUAAUUACUCCUAUCCUAGCAGAUCUGGGGUUUGGAUUUCUCGCUUAAAAAUUGAGUUAAAAACAACAACUGAUGUUCACAGAAUUUCAAGUAACAGAGGCCAAACUAGAUUCGAAGCUACAUGUGUCACUUGCGAUGAUGUCAGCUGAACUUUUUAUAUAUAUAUAUAUAUAUAAGAAACCCCAAGGUGCACAUGGAGAAGACCUAAUGGAAGUUUCUCUCCAGGACAACUUUGUGGGCUAGUGGGGGAGGAGGGUGGUUUUUAUCACAACAGUCAAGGUAGAGGAAAUGAUGGUAUUUCCUGUCUCUUUGCACAAUGGUCCUGAUAAAAAAAAUCCCCUCCCUGGCAGCCACUAUAUAUAUAAAAAACUCCCUUUUUCUCCCCUGCCUUUGCAUGUUUCGUCUCACAUCUAGUUUGACCUUCAAGCAGCUUCAUCAAGAAUGAAUGGGGGAAAGCCUAAAAUAAAUGGGUGACAAAAAUAGUUUAAGGGGAAUAAUAGUCCAGAAAAGACUUGGCAGAAAGCAGAUUAAGUCUGAGGAAGGAAGCACUCUAGACUUUUUCCAAAGAUGAAGAGUGAACUAAUGGAGUGACUCCAUUAGUAGCAAGAGUAUUUAAAAUGAAACACAGCUCCUGUGUGUGUGUGAUAUUUCAUUUGAGUUCUUAGAAUUGUUCCAAGGUGAUGUUUUAUUAUUAAGAGCUGUGUUGCAUUUUAUUUAUGUUGCAACACAUCUCUUGAUAUUGAAGCAUGACCCAUAACAUCAUUCUUAAAAGUUCCAAGAACAAAAUGAAACCAUUUGACGAAAUGAUGGAUUCAGUUCCUUCCAAGUUUAUAUAUAGAUGUGUUUAAAGUACUUCAAGACUCUUGGCUGUUUUCACUGCAACAGACUAGCAAUGCCAUCCAUCCUGGAAACGAGGUCAUGUAGCUGAUAAGCUUGCUGAUGGAUCAUGCAGCUCAUCUGCAUGACUGCCUUUGCAAUAAGGUACAAUGUGCCACAGCUGCAGUUCUUGGCGUCUUCUGCUGGACACGUCUGUCUUCUGUGUGACUUUGGACAUGCAGCAAGCGCUCUCUCCCAAAGCAUAUCUUACUUUGUCAGCGUAGACAAUGAAACCGGUUAAUCAGCGACUUUGACCACUGUUGCCUUUGUGAUUGUGAAAUAGGAGGAGCCCUUAUCUUUGGCACGAAACUCUAGAAGCAAUAAUCAUUAGGGAGGAAUGCUUUAUAAGGGUCCUUCUUUGCUCUGCGUGAAUCUUUAUGUUGACCCAGUUGUACCACUGCAUCUAGCCAGCUUACUGAAAGUCCUUCAUUGUGUAUCUUGCAAUGGGGAAUUUCAACAGUUCUAGAGGGUAAGUAUAUUAUUUAUUUAUUUAUUGAAUUUAUAUACCUCCCUCAGGUCUCAGGGAGGUUCACAGAAUAAAAUCAAAAUAUAAAACCACAAAAUACGUAAUGAGAUUAAAAACAACCCAAUAACUCCCCCCCCAAAACCCCACAUUUUAAAAGGACAUAGGAUGUAUAGGUAUAAAUAAGCUGUGUUACUUUUGUAUGUGCUUGUUAUGCUUGAAGAAUAAUAGGCUAGUAGUUUGUAUCUAUAAACCUCUGCAGUAGUGCCUGCUUUCCAUUUGCAAGUGAGUUAAAAGCAGUGAUGACUAGAGAGAGUUAGCAGUGCUUGUAAAGCACUGGCAAAUUUCAAAGCAGCCCCUGCUGCGGAAUUUUAUGGUUCAGGUAAUAUUAUAGAGGGGGUAAUGAAUACAUGGUACAUGGUCUUAACGGCAUAGCACUUGCUUCAGAGAUCAGUUGACUUGGUGAAACGCAUCUUUAUACACACACACACACACACACACACACUUUUCUGUUUUACAAUUUAAAUGACUCGUUUUUACAUCCUUUGAAAUAUCAAUGGUGCAGCACAUCUAAUCCCCUCCGUCUGUAUCCUGUGCUAUGCAUUUAAUACAUGUGUGAAAAGAUGCUGUGAAAACAAAGCAGCCUUUCCCUAGAGUCCUUUGCUUGCUUCUGCUUGUGCACCAAAACACUGAGCCAAUAACGUGGUGAGUGAUUUGAGUCGAAGAAUACAUAGCAGUAAUUAUGCAAGUCUGCAUAUGUGUUUCAUUUACUCAGGAGUAAGGAUGGGCCCUGAUCUGGAUCAGGACUGCAGCAUGAAGGAAGGAGAGAUUGAAUUCUUCUCUCUCCAGCCACGAUUAAAGUUGCCCACUCCCACCAGAGAGGACCCCCCCGGUACAAUAUUGGAAUGAAACAAUGUAGGGAAGAGUACAUGGUUCCUAUUACAAACGUGCCAUCUUUCAGACAUUUCAGUUUGCCAGAUAGAAUGAUCAUUUUGUCCUGCUUCAUGCUGUUCUGGAGUUUCUGAGUCAAUUUCAAGAGACGCAGGGAAGUCCAUUGUGCAAGUGGAAGUUCAUCAGGUGAAUCCAGACAUCACCUUGCCAACAAAGGUCCGUAUAGUUAAAGCCAUGGUUUUCCCAGUAGUGAUGUAUGGAAGUGAGAGCUGGACCAUAAAGAAGGCUGAUCGCCAAAGAAUUGAUGCUUUUGAAUUAUGGUGCUGGAGGAGACUCUUGAGAGUCCCAUGGACUGCAAGAAGAUCAAACCUAUCCAUUCUUAAGGAAAUCAGCCCUGAGUGCUCACUGGAAGGACAGAUCGUGAAGCUGAGGCUCCAGUACUUUGGCCACCUCAUGAGAAGAGAAGACUCCCUGGAAAAGACCCUGAUGUUGGGAAAGAUGGAGGGCACAAGGAGAAGGGGAUGACAGAGGACGAGAUGGUUGGACAGUGUUCUUGAAGCUACCAACAUGAGUUUGACCAAACUGCGGGAGGCAGUGGAAGACAGGAGUGCCUGGCGUGCUCUGGUCCAUGGAGUCACGAAGAGUCGGACACGACUAAAUGACUAAACAACAACAACAAUUUUAAACACUGCUCUGUAAGGCUUGAUACAUUUGGGAACACGUUGGAAUCAAGGACUACGGGUCAUAGCCUGGCAUGGUGUUUCUUUUUCAAAAGGAAGUUUGUGUGCACAUACAAAACAGAGUUUUUUUGUUUGCAAAGAUGGGGAACUUGUAGCCUUUCAGAAGUAGCUGGGCAGCAAAGUCCAUCAUCCUGAUCACUGGCAAUGCUGGCUGUGAAUGAUGGCAGUUCAACUCCAACAACAUUUGAAAAGUACCAGCCUUGGUUUUGAAGAAGGGAGGGACCUUAAAGUUAUUUCUGAUAUUUUGGCAGUGUGGGAGUGGUGGCAUAAAGCAGAGGAGAACAACAUAACUUUUUACUUGAAAGAUAAAGCAGAAUGUUAGCUCUUCUCCCACCUAUCCAGUGCUGGAUUUAUGUAUAAGCUGAACAAGCUAUAGCUUAGGGCCCCACUUUCUUGGGGACCAUCAAAAAAAUUUAAAGGGAAAAAAACUGGGUGUACAUUUCCAAAAUAUAAGAUAAAAAACAAAUAAAAUAAAACCUACAUACAGCAACCGUCCUUUGUGUUGUGUAGGCUCCUAUUUGUUAUGUGCAAAUGGCUUUAGAUGCCUAUUAGGUCCAUAAAUUACCAUGUAGCAUAUAUUCAACACAAAAAACAGCAACAAUUUGUUGUUGACAAAGGACAGCUGGACAUAUAAAGGGCCCCAUUACCUUCAGUAGCUUAGGGCUUCAUCAGACCUAAAUCUGGCUCUGCACCUACCCUUCUGCAGCCAGUAACUAUAUAAAUCAUGCUAAUUAUUGCUUGUUAAUUAUGCAUCAGUUCCCCAGUCCUGACAUUGCUCCAUGCAACUGUUAUGCUGCAUUUCCAACAACCACCUUCUAGGUGCAGUGGUGGUCAAAACAGAGUUUUUGUUUCUCUGAGCAGGGACUGUGUCCUUUGUAAGUUACCCAUAAGACCACCUGGUCAAACUUAUUUGUGUACAAAUAAAGCUUUGUUUUAGAAUAGUUGGAGUGACACUGAAAGGCUGGCUAACAAGGUCACUCGCUUGUUUUGACUGGCAUGGGCUUUAUGUGUUUAGCAUUUCAGACCUUAAAGCCUUUGAUCAAGAUAACAUGAUUAUGGUAAGUUAAGCUUUGGUAAUAAAGAGUGAGACCCACAGCUCAUGCCCGCCCGCUGGUGUGACUUGUAGAAUGAUGCCAUUCAGUAAGAUUAUUUGGAAUGAGGAGAACUGGGCAUUUAAGUUUGCACUUAGCACAUCUACAGCACUCACAGCUGCAGAUGGAAGCACCACAGGUAGAGAAUUUUCUGCACCCAGUGCAAAAUUUGUACAAAAUAUAUUCUUGACCAGUUCCCUACCUUCUUCCCGCCCUCUUCCAGAAACUCAGCACUGUCAGGUUCUCCACUAGUUUCUUUGUGUAUUCCCUGUCUGCAAAUUUGGCAAUUAGCCUUUGUCUACAAAUAAAAAUGCUUUAAGCUGGGGGUGGGGAACUACUUGUGGGGGCAGGGCCAGAUCCAAAAUCAGCCAAUCUUCUGCAGGCUACAUUGACAGGUGGCUGGGUCCACCCACCUGUCAAUCACCUGGCACCAAAUGACUAAUUAGACCCACUUAUUAGGCUGGAACAUACUCAUGGUUGCUUUAAUUAGAGUUUGGAUUUGAUAUCCCGCUUUAUCACUACCUGAAGGAGUCUCAAAGCGGCUAACAUUCUCCUUUCCCUUCCUCCCCCACAACAAACUCUCUGUGAGGUGAGUGGGGCUGAGAUACUUCAAAGAAGUGUGACUAGCCCAAGGUCACCCAGCAGCUGCAUGUGGAGGAGCAGAGAUGCGAACCCGGUUCCCCAGAUUACGAGUCUACCGCUCUUAACCACUACACCACACUGGCAUAGCCAGUUGGCAUAGCCAACUCUCAAGUGACUGUGAUCUACUUUCAGAAUUAAAACCUCCCGUUUUUUGGGGGGGGGGGUUCAGCUCAGAGGAGUUGAGCUUUUUUAGGAAAUAGAAAAGCUGUUUUUUGGGGGGGUUAAAGGCAAGGGACAAAGGGGUGAAGUCACUCACAAAAAAGAGAUCUCUAUGGAUGAAAACAGCAGCACAGAGAAAGCUCCAUCUUCCCUUCCAUAAAUCAAACAACAAUGGAGGUUGAGGGAAGGGAGCCAGAGAUCUACCAAAACCUCACGGUGAUCUACCAGUAGAUCAUGAUCGACCUGUAGGACAUCCCUGCUUUAUUUUUAUUUUUUUAAUAAUUUUUUAUUAAAGUUUUAAACAAAGAAAAAAGAAUAACAACACACACAAAAAACAAUACAAAACUUAACAAUGAAAACAUAAAACAUAACAAUUAAAAACAAACUCUCUUUUCCAUUUCCAAUUUUAAAUUACUUAUUUUCUGGACUUCCUCAUACCUCCCUCUUUUGUAUUCCAGUCCACAUUAUUUGUCCAGCAGUUUCUUUUCCACUUUUUUAUCCCAAUCUUUAAUUUAAUAAAAUGUUAAAAUAUAUAACUUCAACUUUUUUAAACCUAAUCCUUACUCUUAAUGUCAUAUAGCUUUAAAUUUUUCCCUUUUAUUUAUCAAAUUUCCAUUUCUUUAGACAUCUUUAAUCUUAAUCUUUAAUCUUAAUCUAUCCUUAACUUUAACCUGUACAGCUGGAAACCACUUAUUUUCAAUCCAACAUCACUCUAACAUUCCUUAAUUUUGCAGUGUUUCUGAAGAUAGUCUUUGAAUUUCUUCCAAUCUUCCUCCAUCGACUCUUCUCCCUGGUCCCGGAUUCUGCCAGUCAUUUCCGCCAAUUCCAUAUAGUCCAUAAGUUUCAUCUGCCAUUCCUCCAGCGUGGGAAGUUCUUGUGUCUUCCAAUACUUUGCGAUGAGUAUUCUUGCUGCUAGGACAUCCCUGCUUUAAUCAGUUGACAAGCUUGACUCGAAGAAAGUGAGCUGAGAAUCCCUGAAAUUAAGACAGCAGUGAUGUUUUCACGUGGGCUAUCAGCAGGGAAGGUCCUGCUGGUGGUGCAACUGAGUGCUACUGGGCUUUCUCAGACCCAUGAUAGGGCCUUCUGUGCAGUAAUUCCCUGUUUAUGGAAUGCCUUCCCUGGUACACUGUGUGUGUCUCCCUCCUUCAUUCUUAUCAUUCAGGAGGAAUGGAAAAAUCUUUAUGUUUACUCAGGCACGUGGUUGCAGAAGUAUGUUGGUUCCUGGAACCUUGAAAUUAUUUAGUUGUGAGGAUAUUUGAGGAAACAACAAUAACUGUAUCAUUUUUCUUGUUUUUGUUGUUUGCUGUCCUGGGUUCCUUUGGGAAGAAGGGUGGGAUAGAAUAAUGGUAAUAUACUGUUGGCUCCAAAUUGGUAUCUUGCAGAAAUAUAUCAAUGCUGUAUAUGUGUUUCUUGAAAUUGUCUUAUGCUUGAUUCCCAAAACAGUGGCUUGAAAAUAUGCCAGAAGGAUUUGCUUCCAAGGGCUUGAGACUCAUUGCCUUAAAUGUGUAUAUGAGAGUGAUUUGUAUGGUUUAUCUUUUUAUCUAAGAACCGUGACGAUAUUAAUAGUUGGCUACCAGAAUUCACAUGCAGUAAAAUGUUUAUGAUUUGAUAGUCUUUAACUAAGUGAUUGCCUUUCCCUCAGCAGGUUUAUGUUUCUGUCUGGUUCUCUAGAAAUUAGUUACUUGAUAUAUCACUUUGGAAAUAGGCUAGUUGAUCUGUUGUGGAAACAGGUACUUAGGAAGUUGAGGUAAUUUUAAUCUGUUUUAGUAUUUUAACUUUGGUAUGUUUUAAAGUACUUUUGUCGUUUUUGCUUGAUUUUCUUGUUUUAUCCUAUUUGUAAACCGCUUUGAGAUUUUUUUGGGGGGGUGUCCCCCCCAAAAAAUAAUCAAGUGAUAUAUACAUUUUGUGAACAGUCUUCCCCAAUCUGCUGCCCUCCGGUUGUUUGGGGCUACAGGUUCCAAAAAUCACUGACCAUUGGCAAUGUUGGCUGGGACUGAUGGAAACUGUAGUCCAAACUGUUUGGCGCUCACCAGGCUGGGAAAGGCUACAGUGACACAAAAUGAAACAGUGACACAUCAUGUGGAAAGACAUUAAGUGAGUCACUUGCAUUUCUAGAGGGAUUCCCCCUGCCCCAGUGGAAUAACUCAAUCAUGGGUAGUGCACUGUGGAUUGGUAGGAAGUGGUUGCAGAAAAAUUAGAUAAAAUUGCACCUGCCUUUCCUCUGUUUCUCAUGGAAAACCAAAAUUCAGGCUGCGGAUCACAAGCUGGCUGGCCGUUGGAAGAACAAAAUACUGGAUGAGCUGGGCCUUUGGUCUCAGCCAGAGUGGCCCAUUAUCUCUUGAUGAGUUUUUAUUUUCAUAUAUGUUUAUCACUUGAUAAUUGCAGCUUCAAAGAAUGGUUUGUUUCCUGUGCUCUCUGAAUGCAGGAAUACCCUUGAAUCCGUAUACUGAAUGCAAAGCUGCUUCAAAAUCGAGGGAUAAGAGAGAUUCAAUGUUGAAUAACUGCAGUAUUUUGCAGUUUGGGUGUUCUGUGAGGUAGGAGUAGGGAGAAGGUGUAAGCCUGAGGUUCAGUCCAGCUCUCACCAAAUAUUUGGUCAAAAUCAAGCGCUGCUGCCACAUUCACUGAACAUGUUCAAAAAAGUUUCAUUUAGGUAGUUGGCAAGUGGUGUUAGUAUUUUACACUUGCCUAGGAGUAAGUUCUACUUAACUGAUUUGGGCUUACCUUUGAGAAGAUGUGCACAGAGUUUUACUGUUAGUGAAUCUGCCUCCCACGAAGGGUUUUGGAAUGCUCAGCCCCUAUCUUUUUGCUUUCACCUCACAGGGUCGAUCACCUGUAUACCUUCUUUGUACAGUGGUCACCAGAUGUGUAUGGCAAAGAUGCUAAAGAACAGGGCUUUGUUGUGGUGGAAAAGGAGGAGCUUGACAUGAUAGACAACUUCUUCAGUGAACCCUCAACAAAAAGCUGGGAGGUGAGUGGUAUCUGUUUUCAAAUCAGAAGUAUUUGAAACUCCAUGGCAGGAUUGAUCUAUAACAACACAUCUGGCUGCCAAGGAGAUUUAUUCCUACUGAUUGUAACCUGUCGUUGGCCUCUUCUAAAGUAAGUUCAUAGUCUUCAUGGUUGCGUACAUGGUUGGACCAUGUGUUACAAAGUACAAAUUCUGCUUUUCAUGGACUCGGCUACAAUGAAUAAAUGGAUAAUACAGUCCUAUGUUAGUUUUAUACUGAAUAUCGCAGGUUAACUGUAGAGUUCAAAUAAAGAACUACAUGCAUUUGUGACAAGAAAAAUGUAUUUAUUAUUUAUUCAACUUAAUAAUUCCAAAAUCAACAAAUAAAUACAUCAACAAAUACGUAAACAUAUUAUUACAAUUUUUAAAAAUUACUCCAAAUAUAAUAAAAUGAAUUACUGUAUUUUGUAUGUUUGGGUUCCUGUAUAAUAAUAAUAAUAAUAAUAAUAAUAAUAAUAAUAAUAAAUAAUUUUAUUUAUAUCCCGCCCUCCCCAGCCAAAGCCAGGCUCAGGGCGGCUAACAACAAACAAAUAAUCAAACAAUCAAAUAAUCCAACAUUCUAAAACAUUUCAUUAUAAAAAUUAAUUAAAAUCAAAUUAAUGGCAACCGUUAAGCAAAGUUCUGUGCAGGUUGCCAGAGGAGGGAGUCAGGCUGGGCCCUGACCAAAGGCCUGGUGGAACAACUCUGUCUUGCAGGCCUUGCGGAAAGAUGUCAGGUCCCGCAGGGCCCUAGUCUCUUGUGACAGAGCGUUCCACCAGAUUGGAGCCGCAGCCGAGAAAGCCCUGGCUCUAGUUGAGGCCAGCCUAACCUCUCUGAGGCCUGGGACCUUCAGGAUGUUUUUAUUUGCAGACCGUAGGUUCCUCUGUGGGGCAUACCAGGAGAGGCGGUCCCGUAGGUACGAGGGUCCUAGGCCGUAUAGGGCUUUAAAGGUUAAAACCAGCACCUUAAACCUGAUCCUGUACUCCACCGGGAGCCAGUGCAGCUGGUAUAGUACCGGAUGAAUGUGAUCUCGCAGCGAAGACCCCAUAAGGAGUCUCGCCGCGGCAUUCUGCACCCGCUGGAGUUUCUGGGUCAUAAUAUGAAAAUACUCCAUUUUUCUAUAGAAUAUUUUUCUUUUGUAGUACUAAUAAAUUCAUUAUAUACAUAUACACUCCACUCUGAUUUUUCAGUAGCCAUUUUGAGGCCUGUUUCCUCUCAUAUUUCCUGGUAAGUGAGUGCUCCUGAAACCAGACAUAAAUUCCCUGUUAUUACUAUUAUUAAUAAUUUAUACCUCGCCUUUUCCCCUAAUGGGACUGAAGGCAGUUUACAGACAAAAACCAGAAUGGCUAAAAACUGGAAAAUACAAUUAAACAUUGAUAGAUUUAAAACUUUAUACUUAUAUAAAAUAUGCUACAGGGGAAAGAGAUACAACUGGAUACAACACAAAGACUAUGAAUUUUAGCAAAAUAUAUUUCAGUCAAAUAUAUUCAGGUUCACUUGUGCAAAAUAAAUCCUAAACAUUUAAUCAGUCCCAUGUCUAGGAGCUUCCUAGGAGCUCAGGGCAUGCACUUUUAUCUUCACAGCAACCUUGUGAGGCUCAUUCAUGGUCAAAUAAUUUGUCCACUACAGAAACAAUCUUUCUAUGAGUUGUUAGUAUAAUUUCUUCUUGUUCUUGUUGGCAUCCCUGCAAAACUCUUCAUUUUGUUUGUGUAUUAAAUUUAUAUCUUGCCCUUUCUCCCAAAGGAGCCCAGAGCAACAGUUACAUAAUUAUAUGGUUAAAUAUUUAUUAUUUAAUCUUGAAGCAAAGUUUCUUGUGUUUAACAAAAUUGUCUAGAUCAGAUACACACUUUAUUACUGCCAUUAAUUUUGGUAGACAGAUACUUUAAAUUCACACAAAUCAAAGGAUUUGUAGGGUGAGUUAAAGAUUUGUGUCAUCAACAGGACAAAACAACAACAAUACAGGUUAUGUAGUUGAGGAUCAGAUGUUAACUUGCAACAUCUGCCUGUAAGAUAAAUUGUUAGAAUCUUUGAUUCAGAGGCAUACACACAUUCAGGAUUUUUUUUAAAAAUGGGGGUGGGGGGGGAGAGAGAUGCAGCUCUAUCGAAGCAAUUUUUUAUGCAAAGAUUUUGGAGGGAUUUGUUGGAUAAAACUGAGGAAACAAUGGGAUAUGAUAUUCCUUCAGGUCUAAAACAUAGGAUUCUUAAAAGGAAGUAGUGUUUUAUUUUAUUUUAGAAUUAUUGUUCAAUUUACUUGCCAUCAAAUGAGUUUCUUUUGCAGUGGGAAUUUAUUGAAAAAACCCCACAUACAAAUCCCUGUAAUUUCAAAAUGACUUUAUGACCACCUUCCAGGCAGCAAUGAAACUGAUCGGUGUACAACAUAAAAUCACAACACCUGUUUUAUUAUGAUACAGAACAAAAAUUUUCAGAACACAUUAGCUCAUGAAGGACAAGAAGUAGUGGACAAUAAUAAAAGAAUGACAUGUAUCUUAAUGCACAGUUGGGCAACUGCAACCUCAUUUUGUGCAGCCCCUGCUGCUUCUUGAAUUUUCCCCAUCAGAGCUCCUUUCUUCCUUGUUCAUUUCCUUGUUUUUCCUGACCUUUUAAGUGACCCCCCCGUCCCACAUUCUGUGUAGUUUUGGAACAACUGGUUUGGACGGUUGAUAAAAACUAACAACCCUUUUCCCGUUUAUUUCUUCCCAGUAGUAUUUAUAUAUUUGUUUUAUAAAAACAAUUAAAGCAUUGUUACAUUAAAGCAAAUCAGAACAUUCAGAAAGAAAUCACAUGUAGCUUGAGGAACGUAAUCCCUGCUAACCCAAAUAACUCUUCUGGACAGUGGCUCCUAUACUAAAUGUACCAAAAAGCAUAGCGUUAGAAAGCUAGUGGAUUAUACCCGUUAGGAGUAUGACAUAUGGGCAGAAAAUUCCUAUUCAACUCUCAGCUCAGGCAGGAAUCCCUGAGGUGGCCAAUCUCACAGCAAACAUCACUCCCUAAAACUGCUAUGUGCCCUGAUUUUUGUGGUGGUAGUGGUGAAGUUGGGGGGAAAUUUUGGCAGGAAAACAAUAUGAAGGGAGAUCCUGAUCCAGACUGAGGCAUUUUGUGAAUAAAAUAAAAUUUGAUUUUUAAAAAAAUCAUCUUUGGGGAGAUAAAUUUGUCCUGUUUGAGUCUAAGCUUCACUGACAUGGAGCAAUGGAUCCAAACUACAAGAAAGAAGAUUCCACCUAAACAUUAGGAAGAACUUCCUGACAGUAAGAGCUGUUCGACAGUGGAAUUUGCUGCCAAGGAGUGUGGUGGAGUCUCCUUCUUUGGAGGUCUUUAAGCAGAGGCUUGACAACCAUAUGUCAGGAGUGCUCUGAUGGUGUUUCCUGCUUGGCAGGGGGUUGGACUCGAUGGCCCUUGUGGUCUCUUCCAACUCUAUGAUUCUAUGAUCCUGCAGCUACUCACUACACUAUGGAAGGAAUGAAUGGGAGAUGCUCUUUGAGGCAAGAGAACUACUGGUUCUACUACGUUGUUUGCAUGUGGUGGCAGUGAGAAUGUGUCCCGUCCCUAGACGACGUGUGUGUGUGUGUGUAUGUGUGAGAGAGAGAGAGUGAGUGAGAGAGAGAGAGAGAGAAUGUGAGUAUACAUAUGAGAUGAACAGGAAGGUACCAUUAGGAGUCGUUUCUGUUUUCCCUACAGAAGCCUAAAGUUGGCACAAUUGCUAUCUCAAUCAUUCAGUUAUUUUCUUUGUAAGAUAUAUAUAUAGACACACACACACACACACACACACACACACACACACACAAUCUUUACAGGGCUGCUUAAAAAAAUUCAAAGAACCUUAUUAUUUCCUUUAAUUUCAUUUAUAUAAAUGUUUUUAUAUUCCUCUGACUGGAAGCUGAGGUUGGCUAUUGAUAUAAAGGUGUGUGAUAAUUACAUUUUUUAAAAAAGUCAAUAGGUCCAGACUUGCUGUUUUAGCCUAAACUGCCAGAAGCGGCUUAGCUGUUGCCAAAUAAUGGGAGGGACAAGCUUUGUCUAGGAAUACCUAGGAAAGUGUUAAUUGUUCCAGGAUAUGAAUCAAGGCUGGAAAGCAAAAGGCAGGAUAAAGGCCAUUCAAGUUGCCACAGGUAGGCAGGUAUCCAUCCCGCUGCUGAUUUCCUGGCAGCGGGGCACUAAGAUGUGUUGGUGUCCUUCCUUUCCUCUGACUUAGAGCAGAAAAUUAAACUGAUUUGGAUGAUAUAAAACUAUAAGAUAACAGCCAUAAACAUUAGUUUAAAAUAAGUAAAAUCUACAAUAGGCUAUCCGUUUAUCCAGUGUGUGUGCUCCUCUGACAUGCUGUUUUAGCCUAAACUCUGGAAAGCAGUUUACCCAUUUCCAAAAAAUGGGAGGGGCUAGCUUUGUCUGGGCAUACCUGGAAAAGUGUUAAUUGUUACAGGGAAUUAAUCAAGCACUGGAAACUGUGAAAGGCAGCAAUGCAUGACGUAUUGGUUGGGCCAUUCAAGUUGCCGCAUGCGAAGGAUAUAGAGACUAGCAGUGAGAGCACACAGAUGUUUACCAUGUGCCCUUCCACUUUCUGAGCUCAGUGCUGAUGUUGGUUACCAAUUUCAAGUUCUUCCUUGUGUUGAAAAGUCACAACUCAGUCAGAAAGCAUAAAAAGGAACAAGAGUUUAUAUACCCCUGAACUCCAAAAUAAGCUUGGUCUACUACAUACAAUAGGUUUUAAUGGUUUUACUGUAUACCACCUUGAUAUUUUUAUGAGUUGGCAGUUUAUAUUCUUAUAAGUAUCACACCUAGGAGACUAUCUCUUUUGAGAUGCACAGUAAUUUUCUAAAUCACUGCAAUACUCAUAAAUGAGGUAAUGGAAAAUUUGGGCUACUCCAAAUUGUGACCCAGGACAGGGAGCCUAAGUGAUUACAUUAUAUAUGCUGAUUUAAUAUCAAUUGCAAAGUGAUAAGUUUAAAGAAAGAUGGGUUUAACCUGUUUUAAUUUGUUUUAAUUGGAUUUGAUUUCAUUCAUCUUAAAUCAGUUUUGAACUUUAAAAUCAGGUUUUUUUAAAAAAAAAUCUUCACUUGCAUUUAAAAAAAAAAUCUCUCUGAUAAAAAAGAGAACAAGCUAGUUAAAGAAACUGCAAGUGGCAUAGGGAUGUGUUCAGCGUAGCACUAAGUGGAACAGUCAGGGCAAGGAUUCUUCCUUGCACAAUAGAACAUUUGCCCCCUUCCCUCCCCCAAUGAAAUCUAUUCUGAGAAUUCCCCCAUCCCUUCAGAGCAGAUUGGGGAUAGUGCAGAAAACAUGUGGGAGGAAAAGAGGGAAGAAAUUCCAUCAUGCUAGCGGUAAUCAGUGCACUAGUGGAACUAUUUAGUUGAAUUCCUUCCAGUAGCACCUUAGAGACCAACUAAAUUUCUUAUUGGUAUGAGCUUUCGUGUGCCUGCACACUUCUUCAGAUACACUGAAACAGAACUGCAAUUGGUCUUACAGGAAAAAACAAGCAAAAGCUCAUACCAAUAACAAACGUACGGUAGUUGGUCUCUAAGGUGCUACUGGAAGGAAUUUUUUUAUUUUGUUUCGACUACGGCAGACCAACACGGCUAACUACCUGUAUUUAGUUGAAUGCCACCCACUUUUCUCAGGUUGUGGGUACAUAUGACCUGUGGUGGCAUGGUAGAGGGAGGCUUGACUGCAUAUUGAGACCAAACAGAGAAAUCAGUUGAAGCAAUUACGGUAUUUGCCAUCACACAGAAGACAGGAUCCUAGAUAUGUGGGUGUAUGAUCUGGAGUGGCCUGAAGCUUAUUUUGGGAAGACUCCCAUAUUCUUUUCUACAUAUUCUGGCCAUUAUUAGCAUGGUCCCUUGAUAGACAUAUAGUUUCCUGAACCCAGGAAUUCGUUCCUGGGGUCCGUACUUAACCUGAAACUGUUCUUAACCUGAAGCACCACUUUAGCUAAUGGGGCCUCCCACUGCUGCUGCGCCGCCGGAGCACGAUUUCUGUUCUCAUCCUGAAGUAAAGUUCUUAACCUGAGGUACUAUUUCUGGGUUAGCGGAGUCUGUAACCUGAAACGUAUGUAACCUGAAGCAUAUGUAACCUGAGGUACCACUGUAGCUAAAUAGGUACCGCUCCGGCAGGAAGGUAAACAGCGUUUCCAUGUGCUGCUCUGGUUUCGGUGUUGCAUUGCGCCAGAAGCGGCUUAGUCAUGCUGGCCACAUGACCUGGAAAAACUGUCUGCGGACAAAUGGCGGCUCCCUCGGCCUGUAAAGCGAGAUGAGCGCCACAACCCCAGAGUCGUCUGCGACUGGACUUAAAUGUCAGGGGCCCUUUACCUUUUAAAAAUGUUAUUAUGACAGCCUUACUUAAGAGAGAAGUGUUCCUUGAGAUGGCUGGAGAUAAGUGAAAUCAAGAAAGGACACUGCAGCUAUUAGGAAGUGAUGUCCCUUAUCUAAUGCUGAUCAGUGGAUGUUUCAUCAGUUGGGUUUAGAGGAAAAGUGCAUUGACAGGUGAUAAAGAGUGUACAAGAGAAUCCUGGGAUUCCUGCAAUUUUUUGGGAAUAGGUAAGAGAGCCUGCUCUUGUGAAAUCUUGGAGCCACUGUAAAUUUAUGUUUAGGUAGUGCAUGGAAAUGGCAAUAAAAGUAAAAGUUGUUGCAAAACCUAAUCUGAAAAUGGACUGCUGCUGCUAUCUGACUCAUACCCUAUUUACAAUAAAGUCUUUUUGCGCUGAAUCUGUUGCCAGGCUGCCCUUGGGCUCGUUCUAGAGAAAACGAAAGUAAGUUUGGUAUAUAAGGCAGUUUAGAAAGCAGCUUGUUUCAGAGUUAGCUGUAGAGACAGGAGCUUCACUUGUGGUGAGAAAUCAGAAGGUAAUAAAAAAAUGAAAAUCGUAAGAGACAGACAAAAGGAAACGGCUGUGAAUUUUCAAAUAAUAUUCUGUGCCAAGCCUGACCAGGAGCCCUUCGUGAAGGUAGGUUAAAAUGAAAGUUGUUGUCUUUUAGUUCUUUUGUUUGCCAAUUCUCAACAUAGAACGUUCAGAAUGGGAGUGCUGUUUCAUGGUUAAUAAAACUGUUCUCAUCAUAGACCAUAUUGAAAUGUAGUUGCAAUUAAGAUACGUUGCAUAUCAUUUUUUAUAUGCAUGACAAAUGCAGUGCUGCACAUGGUGUGAGAUCAUGUUGUUGCCCUUGUUGUAGAAUGCAUUUCUGUUGAAAUUGUGAUUUCUCAUCUUGGUACAUAUGCCUACUCUGAAGUACGUACUAUUGAGUUACACUUAUUCUCUGUGUAUAGGAUUAUGGCAUUAAAAGAGCUGUCGAAGGAGUUUCUGCUGUUGCUGUUUGUUUUUAAUUCUGUCUGUCAAUGUGUAUGCAACUGCCUCUUCACAUGCAAAUAAAAUACAUAUUUUGCAUCUCAAUUGCAGGUGCACAUAGUCAACAUUUUGUUUCCAAUUUGGGAAACAUACUGGCUCUUCUAUCUUCUGUUUUUCUGUUCAUUGUUUUUAUCUUGUUUUCAGUAUUGUACCUUGAGAUUUUAAUUAAUCAGUUCGAGUAUUUCCAUAAGCUGUCCCUGAGCACUUCCUUCCUGGACUUGAAAAAGGCAGACACACUCCUCUGAAGGACAAAUAGCAUAUAUGAGGUGUUAAAUCACAUUAAGUUGUUUAUUAGGUUUAAUUUAGAUUGGGGUAUGUGUUUUGCAGUUGUUUUAAUGUUUAAUGCUUUUAUGACUGAACUACCUCGAGCAGGCUUUUAUUCUGAAACAUGACCAAAAAAAAUGAAAUAAAAUAAAUAAAAGUAUAUUACAGGUUUCCAUCAAACAAAAAGCUAUCUAAAUAGUAAAUCCUUUAAAAACAUUUCCCUCAUUUUUACAAUGGUAGUAGAAGUUGGAGGGUCACAGCAUAGGAGCUGUAAUGGAAAACAUUUCAAAUACGAUGACCUAAUUUGACCAUAAGCCAAUAAAUGUCCAUGUUUAUUUUACACUGUCCUCUUUCUUUGACAGUCAAAUAUAAUGUAGCGAACAAAUUAGAUCAAUAUAUAUGGAUGUCCAUUACCAUAAAACAACCCCUUUAGCUAUUAGAUUAGUCAUAUCUGAUGUGAUUCUAUGAGAGGCCAUGUGGUUGGAAUAAUGUGGUGGCAUGGAUAAAAGCCAGAGAGCAAACUCCUCCGCAUUAUAAUAUCAUCCUCUCUAAGAACUCUCUGCCCGUUACAGAACAAUUCCUUACCAUACAUGUUAAAUAAGGCAACUUCUUCCAUUGCUGAAUGGAUCUUACAGGUUAGGGUCAAAAGAGUCCUCUAGGCUUAGUUAUAAGGCCAGUCAGUUGCCAUCCAGUUAACAGUAUUUGACUAUUGUUGGCUAGAUAAUCCGGAGGAGUCCCUUUGUACAGAUCACAGCAAACACAAGAGAAUUGUUCCUUGGUUUGUGAGCCCUUCAGGGUGCCUGGAUUGGGGGCAUAGGGUUGUAUUCAAUAUAGGGAUUAAUCACUUGUUCCAUCAGCACAAGGAUUUCUCCUUGCACAGUAGAAUGUUCUACCCCUCUCCUCCCCCUCUACAGGUUCCCUGAAUGCUGUGGAACAGAUUUGAGAAAUCACAUUCCCCUAGCACUAUUAGUGGAAUGCCAGCCACACAUUCUUAUUUUAGGCCUCCCCUUUUAUCCUCCCAUUUUAAAAAGUAAGAGCGCAAUCCCAGCCAAAGUUAAGUAUUUUAAUUCUUGCACAUUUUAGUGAAAGAUAUUUAGUUUGUGGUACUGUUUACAAACUUAGUUGCUCCAAAGAAAGGGUGGGGUGGGGGGAAUAGCUGGUGCUAAAAGCAGCCCUUUACUGUGUUUCCCUCACAAUUUUGUUUGACUAAUUUUCGCCCGUGACUAGGUAAACCUGUUCUGAAUGAGAUAGAGCUGUGCCAUUGUUACCUGGGCAUUAGUUUGCUCUUUUAUAGAACAUUUCUUUUCACACACUGUGUACUGCAUCAAUCAAAUAAGUAAAUUUCAAGAUGCACAUAGUAUGCCCCCCAAAAAGUAUGACUAGAUGGUUCUUCUGCUUCCCUAGCCUUCCCUGUGCUGUUUCACUUUCUCUCUUAUAAAAACAUCUGAGUACCACUGAUCUAGCAUUAUGGAAUAAAACUAUUGUCAGACUUUUGUAUAAAAAAAGUAUCUCUUUUUAAAACCCUUUUUAGAUUAUUACUGUAGAAGAGGCAAAACGGCGAAAGAGCAUUUGCAGCUAUUGUGAAGAAGAUGAUCGAUGCAGUGAAGAAGAUGAAGAUGCUUUGCCUGUCUUAAAAAACCAGAGUGUGCUCUUAGAAAAUAUGCAUAUAGAACAGGUAAAGUUUAUAAAGGGGAGAAUGUAUGUAUGUGUGUGUGUAUAUAUAUACGUGUGUGUUUAUAUAUAUAUUUAUAUUUAUAUAUAUAUAUAUAUAUAUAUAUAUAUAUAUAUAUAUGUAUAUAUAUAUAUAUAUAUAAAAAAUCAGAACAUGUUUUGUGUGGUGUAGUGGUUAAGAGCGGUAGACUCAUAAUCUGGGGAACCGGGUUCGCGUCUCCGCUCCUCCACAUGCAGCUGCUGGGUGACCUUGGGCUAGUCACACUUCUCUGAAGUCUCUCAGCCCCACUUACCUCACAGAGUGUUUGUUGUGGGGGAGGAAGGGAAAGGAGAAUGUUAGCCGCUGUGAGACUCCUUCGGGUAGUGAUAAAGUGGGAUAUCAAAUCCAAACUCUUCUUCAAAUCCAAACACUUCUUAAUUUUGCGCAAUCCAUAUUAAUUUUUGAUGCUUUAUAAAUGGCAAUCAGGGAGCCCCGUCCUAUGGAACUUGUUCUUGCACCUCAUUGUACAGAGGUACAGCUCUGAUUAUAGGCUGAACUGUUCAGUUCUCAUACAGGACAGAAUGAAAUUUCUAGUGCCACAUCAGUUGCAUUUUACACUAACUACAAUGCUUUCUUUUAUCUUCUAGCUCGCCCAGUGCCUGCCAGCAAGGGUUCAGGGAUAUCCCUGGAGGCUAGUCUACAGCACACAAGAACAUGGAACCAGCUUGAAAACACUGUAUCGUAAAUCGGCAUCUCUUGAUAGCCCUGUCCUGCUUGUCAUCAAAGACAUGGACAAUCAGGUUAGGCACCACAACAAAUCCUGUUUAAUUGUGUUUUGUUUUCCCUCUUGUUUCCAAGUAUUUCAGUAGGAGUGUAGCUUAAAAUAAGUCUUGUGUUAACAAAAAGCGCAAUUGAUCUCUGUCUUAUGGCUUCAAGUUAUCUGAGUGCUUCAUAGUGUGAAAAGUACUUUUGCUUCAUGUUCAUUUUUAGAUUACAUUGGCAUAAAAAAGCACAAGUUUAUUGAUGCCAUUGUUCUUCUGUCUUAAAAUGGUUGAGAUCUAAUUAUGUCUGCCUGCUUGUGCCCCACUUUUCAAUGGGACUUCUGGUUUUUUAUCCUCCAGCGUGCACCCCAGAAACUGCUCUGGAAGGUUCUCCAGCUCUCAAGAGCAAUUUUGGGGCAUGCAGGGGCUGGAAUGGAAACCCUGUUGCCCUAGUGGACAUCUGCUCAUUCUACAUUGGAUUUUGCUAGGGGUUUAGAUGGAGGAGCAACUUAGAAUACUUGUAACUUUUGCACAAGAAGAGAAAUUAAUAAUAAUAAUAAUAAUAAUACCUUUACUGUCAAUGUACAAACUGUGUACAAUGAAAUUAACCAAGCCUCACCCCCCCCAUAGAAACACUCAAUCUUAUUACACAACACACCAACCCCGAAAGUCAGUUGCACUAUAUUAUUUUCCGUUCAGCAGCCUAACAGCCCACAGAUAGAAACUGUUUUUUAGCCUGUUGGUACGACUGAUUAUACUUCUAUAUUUCCUGCCUGAGUGUAGAAGAUUAAAGAGGUGCUGGCCGGGGUGUGCAUCAUCCCUGAGAAUUUUUCUCGCUCUCCUAAGGCAUUGAUCCCUUGUGAUGUCAUCUAGUGGGCUCAGGGGACAGCCCAUGAUAUCAUGUGCUGUGUUCACCCCCCUCUGUAAAGACUUUCUGUCCGUGGCUGUCAAGCCAACGUACCACCCUGUGAUACAGUAUGAGAGGACACUUUCUAUUGUGGACCGGUAGAAGGAGGUCAUCAAUUGUUGUUUAACAUUGUUCUUUCGCAAGACCCUGAGGAAAUGUGGUCUCUGUUGGGCCUUCCUAACCACCUGAGUUAUAUUGUUUUUCCAAGUGAGGUCUUCACUAAGGUAAACUCCCAGGAAUUUAAAGGAAGAGACUCUCUCCACACAACCCCCCCGAUAUACAAUGGGCUAGUUCCCCUCUCUUCCUCUGAAAGUCCAACACCAUCUCCUUUGUCUUGCUAAUAUUUAGGUGCAAGUUAUUGUCUAGGCACCAUGUAGAUACUUUUUGAACCUCCCCCCUGUACGCUGAUUCAUCUCCACCUGUAAUUAAACCCAUUAUGGUAGUAUCAUCUGCAAACUUAAUAACUGCAGUAGAUGGAUCAGAUGAAAUACAGUCAUAUGUAUACAGCGAGUACAGGUAGGGACUCAGCACACAUCCCUGUGGGGUGCCAGUGCUGAGCUUCAGGGAGGUAGAUGUAUCAGGCCCAGUCCUCACUGUUUGUGUCCGAUCCCUCAGAAAGUCUUUAAUCCAGUCACAGAUGGUAGAAGAAAGGUAUAGUUCCAUCAGCUUUUGGAUAAGAAUGUCCAGAAGGAUGGUAUUAAAAGCCAAUCUGUGUGUUGAAAACUGACACUAAGAUAGGUGUGAGAGGACUGAUAGAACCUCUCUGGGCCUUUUAUUGGGGCUAUUUACAUGUGUGCAUGCUGCAGAUGUUUGAGCUUUCAGCUCCUGAUAAUUCAGCAGAAUGAAGGCAUCUAUGUCUCCUUAUCCAUUUCUGAACUGCAGUCAUAUUUAUUUACAAAUAUUUAUAAACUACCAACUCAUUACAAACCAUUGUGCAUGCAAUGAAAUCAUUGAAACAUAUUAUAAAUUUUUUAAAAUCAUAAAAUACAGAAUAAAUGACCAACGCUUAAGGGAUAUGAAAAUUUUCAUCGAUGUUUGCUUUUCAUAGGUUGGUUAAGUAAGUAAAAACAACAGUAACCUUGUUUGAAAUGUUUUUGAAUGUUUAUGCCUUUAAAUGUGGGAAGUAUCUUCCAAUAUAAUCGUAAUUUUGUUUUGGCAGGUUUUUGGGGCUUAUGCAACGCAUCCUUUCCACUUCAGUGAUCACUAUUAUGGCACUGGAGAAACUUUCCUAUACACAUUUGAUCCUCUUUUCAAGGUAAGGUGCACUGAGGAUAGUCCUCACACUUUACUUACACCAUAUGCUUGUUUAUGUGAAAUGAUGCUGAGAGUUGUACAAAAGCUCGAAGGUGCAUUUCUGAAUACAUUAAUAAGCACACCAAUGAAAGGGCUUAAAUAUACUGAUGCUGUUGUAUUGGCACAGCUGAACAAGCUUCAGCUUUGUUGGUGUCUGGAUGUGAGCGGAUCCUAUGUAAGUCUGGGCUUCUUGAAGGAAGAACCGCAUAAAAUAAAUAGGAAAGGUUGCAUUUUCUGACAGAGGCUGCAUUUUUUGAACAUGGCUGUUCAGGCGGAAAUUGUACAAAUCUUCUGUGGGUUGUAUGGAAUGUAAAAGAGGACAUAAAAGACUGUAGGAGCUACAGUGACUUGUCAAUAUUGUGAAUAGCUGACUUAAUUUUUGCAAUAGGGAAACAGAAAAAUGAGGAAGGCGAAAGCAGCCACAUUGUAACAUUGCAAAAUAUUCUGCUUUUAAUAAGAUUCACACCUAGGAGCAUGAAUUGUCACAAAAAUAGAGAGCAUCAAAAACAACUCAAGAAAAAAGAAGACUAUAUCAGAAUCACCAUAGGGAAUGGUUAAUGCUUCUUGUUAAAACGUGCUUGGGACAACUUUUUUUUUUUUACUUAAGACCAGGGCUUUUUUUUCCAGCCAGAGCUCACCAGAACUUAGUUCUGGCACCUCUCAGGGGGGCCAUUGUAAGGGAAAGUUGAAUGCUUCUCAAGGAAUGAAAAUGUUUCUACCUAAAAAGUCUUGAGCAGUGCUGUUUUUCUAGAAAAAGAGGUGCCAGAACUCACCAUGAACGCUUCCCUUGUUCUCUUAUUCUGAGCAGGAGCAGGCCCUUAUUCCAUCAAAGGCAAAGAUGGUGAAUUUUUGACACAAACCAUGUGUCUCUUGCACUUCUCCCCCCAACAAGUGCUUACUGUCAUCCUGCCACAGCUGCAAGCAACUGUGUUGAAUAACUAUGAUAUUAUAUUCUUCCCCCUUAGGUCUUUAAGUGGAGUGGAGAAAACACCUACUUUAUCAACGGAGAUGUAACUUCCUUAGAACUUGGUGGUGGAGAGUAAGUUGAAUAAGUUUCUUUAUUAAUCAUAUUGUUGAAAACCCUCUAUGGGCAACCUUUUCCUUUGCUGAAAGGGCAAAAACUGCUAUUUGGUUUAAGAAUGGGUUAAUCUCUUCAACCAUCAGAACUUGACGUGAACAAAAUCUCUGAAUGUGUGCAUGGCUCUUGCGCACAUAGCUGCACUGACUUGUAGGCAAAGGAAUAUAGGAAGCUGCCUUAUGCAUAGUUAAGACACUUUGUUCAUCUGGUUCAGUAUUGUCUGUACAGAUUGACAGCAGCUCUCCAGGGUUUCAGGUGAGACUCUCCCAGCUUCACCUAGAGAUGUCGGGGGUUGAACCCAGAACUUUCUGCAUUCAAAGCAGGUGAUCUGUCACUGAAUUGCAGCCUUUAAUUAUUUAUUUCAGUUAAAUAAUCCAGGACAGUAAAUAAAAGAACCACCAGAGUUUUUGCCCCAGUCCAUUGAGGUCAGAAGAACCAUGCACACAACAUGUGCAGAAGCCUAUAUCCAGGUUCCAUAUAUAGUCAUACCUCGGGUUGCGAACGCUGCUGGUUGCGCGUUUUUGGGUUACGGACCGCACCAAACCUGGAAGUACCGGAACAGGUUACUUCCAGGUUUCGGCACAUGUGCAUAAGCACUAAAUCGCGCUUUACGCAUGCGCAGAAGCACCGAAUCGCAUCACACGCGUGCGCAGACGUGGCGCUGCAAGUUGCGAACGCUGUGGGUUGUGAACGUGCCUCCUGCACGGAUCACGUUCGCAACCCGAGGUAUGACUGUAUCUGGGAAAAGGCCAUGUUGACAUGUUCCUUUUUUAAAAAGCAACAAUCCUCUCCUGUCUGCUUCGGGGCAAAAGCCAACAGAGGAUUCAACCAAAGGUUUUUAAGUCGUGUUGACUUCAUGAGAAGAAGGCCAAGCAAAUGUUUAACCCUCUAGCUGAAAGAAACAGAAAGUUAAAUUGGGCAACUUGUGUCAUCAUUUUUAAUAAAUCAAAACUGAAUAAAUCAAAGUUUUCAGCUAAUUUUCUUCUCUUUGCAGUGGCAGGUUUGGUUUAUGGCUAGAUGCUGAUUUAUAUCAUGGUCGGAGCAAUUGUUGCAGCACAUUCAAUAAUGAUAUCUUAUCCAAAAAAGAAGACUUUGUCAUACAAGAUGUGGAAGUAUGGACAUUUGAGUGAUGUACAUGCUGCCUUAAAAAGUUUACUGAGCACUCAAUGGAUGUUGAAUAUUGGAAUGUAGACUUGCCUCACAAUAGAACAUGCUUCUCCUGCCCGUGAAAUCUGGUCACAGCCUGGCUGCACAAGAAGAUUUUAGGUCAAAAAGUGGAAAGACUUAAUUGCAUUUUUAAAAAUGACCUCAUUUAUGUCGUAUUUCUGCCCUGCUGGUGAUCUUACAGCAUGGAUGCAAGAUGUUUAUGGAAGGCAUUUGCGAUAUACAAGUUUGUUUAAAGCAGUCUCAUUAUUUUUUGUAACUGUGAAAGAAUACUGGUGGAAAAACAUAGACCUGUAUAGUACAUUCCAUGUGUAUUUUUAUUCUGCUUACAUGAAAACCAAAAAGAAGUAAAAGUUGGGUUAGCAAAUUCUACUGCGUAUAGUGAUGGUUUCCAUGAGAAAGGGGGUUAGUCUUUCAAAUCAGUAUACAGCACUUAAAGGGAGCAUUAUUAAAGGAACGUAUUUAUUGUUUGUAUAGUACAUUUUUAUGAAAUGUAGUAGGCAUGUUUUUUCUUUUAAUAUUUUAAUUUCAAAAUUUGCUAGGAAGAUUUAUUGACUGAAGUAAAUGUCUUAAGCGGUGGUGAUGAAUCAUUUCAUUUCUUAGGUAUUUUUUAUACUUUGCUGGUUUUUUUAAUUUUUGUAAAAGACUUUGUUGUUGCUCUGUUCUUAUUAUUUUAGGAAUCUUGUUUUUGGGCAGAACACAUUACUUUGGAUUGUUGGAAAGCGGUGCAUUGUCAGUUUCCAUUAUCAAACACAGCUGUCUGGUUGCGUGCUGGAGACAGAUCCUCUUUUUAAGAGGCUUAACAAUAAAGAAAUACCUUUUGAAACAGUGGCAUUGUUAUGGGGCAAAAAACAGAUUCUUAAACGGUGCCCUAUGAAUUAUUUGAAACUCUUUGUUAGAGAAAACUAUUAGUGUCAUGCCAGACUAGCUUUGCCCUUCUUCUUUUUUCUUGGAAAAUGUUCUCUUUCUUGAAUAAGAGUGGAACCCUGUGGUUGCAGUCUGCUUUUUAAGCAGUCACUUUUCUUUCUGCUUAUUUUUUUUUUAAUGGCAUAAUGAAGCAGUACUUGAGAGCACUGGGUCCAAAUUCAGUAAGAAAGACUACGUGCUGCCAGUUAAUUGAAACUGGAAACCAUUUUUGGUUAUUUGCCACUUCUAAAAAAUAUUUUGUUAGGAAGAGGAAGAUAUGAAAAGAUAGUGCUAUUCCUUCCUGAAAUGCUGACAUUCUCCAAACUUUUGGGAGCCCUUGAUAAGCCUUUUAAAAAAGCAAAUAAAGUCAACAUGAGAGAAGGGGUAUUUUUUUAAAAAAACACCAAACGGUACUUCCUACGCUCCUGAAAAAGUAUCGGUCAAUACACUAUGCUUGUCACCCUUUAGGAUGCCUUCACAAGGCCACCUGUGUCAACCUAGGCUGCAUCCUUACAUAUUAACCAGGUCUUCCCCUGCUCAUGAUAGCAUUGAUUCCAAAUGACUUGGAAAUAACUGGGACCAUCCAUCUUGUGCUAUAUGACCUGGUCAACCAGAUCCAGAUUACAAAGAGUAAUUUCCUUCACAUAUAUAUUGCUUCUGUGUAGGAAACUCCGUACACAAGUGACAUGGGGCAGACACACACAUGUCUGCUUUGGAGUGCGUAGUGCUGCACACUAACAAUUUGGGCUUGCUGCAGAUAGAAAACAUCACAUGUGGUAGGCACAUAAUUCUCUACACAGAAGUAAUAGCCUUCGUGUACAAAACCGCUUUAGGGCAUUUUGUUAACACCUGCAGCAUACAUUUUUCACUCUUCUUACCAUCAGUUCUACUCUGACAGAUUUUCACCAUUACAUAUUAGCAUAAUAUUUGGAGACAUUCCAGGGAACCUUGAAAGACAGUUUUAACAAGGAUGAGACACUUGCAGGUUGUAAGCGAAAGGGUUUUUUUUAAAAAUAAUGGACGUAUUUCACUACUGUUAUACACAGUUCAUUUCAUUAUAUUGUACUUGUCAGAACAUAUCUAAAGUUUGUGUUCUAUAUUCGAAACAGUGUUGUCCUCUCAAGAUUCUGUGACCCUUCAGAAAACUAUGGAUAUUUAAUAUAUGUAAUGCAGUGCUAUCGCAACAUUUUCAAUAAAGGAAUUUAUGCAUUCA
Molecule: messenger RNA, 64915 nt
Organism: Podarcis lilfordi (Lilford's wall lizard)
Lineage: Eukaryota; Metazoa; Chordata; Lepidosauria; Squamata; Lacertidae
Source: the annotation of a GenBank genome assembly